AUGGAUUGUGAGUUUCAUUUGCUGCGACACUGUCACAACGAACAAUCUGAAUUUGAUAUCAGAAUAAAAAACACUGAUUGCGAGGAAACCAUCGUGCGUCCGUUCUGCAAUAGCCAAGACAUAGAUAUUAUUUUUGGUGAAAAUAAAACAGCUAUAAAAAUUGUCAGGAAACUCAAAUCAGAUCCCCAAAUCUUUGUAACCCACGGUUCCUUGGAUGAAGAUAUGUCCGUGGAAAACGUUGGUGGAAAGAGUGUAGUGUUGUCCACUCGCUAUUUUCAAAUGACCGCAACCGAUCAAAACCUUUUUUUAUCCGUGUCUCCUGAUCUACAAAAUCAGACAUGUGGUCUGUGCGGUACAUUCAACGGAAACGGUAACGAUGAUUUCCGCAAACCCGACAAGGGGGAAGCCGCCACACCGAACGAGUUCUUAAAGAAAUGGUUGAACUUCUACGAUGAAAAUUCAGAUAAGUGCAUGGAAAAUCAACUGGGAGACGACCCUGCCCUCGCUAGUCCCACACAGUUGGAUUAUUGCAGACGGAAUUAUGAGCUUGAGCCUGCAGCCGAAAAGCACGCCUCUAUUCUAAUUAACGGAGACAGUCCGUUUCAAGCCUGCUGGUCAGAGGUGCCAAAAGAAGUUUUUUACGAAAAUGCCGUAGAAGCUUAUUGUAGGCACUCUGUUAGUCUAUGCGACGUCAUAGCCGGAUACGCCAAAGCUUGCGGAGAUAAAGGUGUCGUGGUGCUCAAAUGGAGGCAACGAAGAGAGGUCAUAGAUCUAUGUCAAGAGCGUAAGUAAAUCUUUUAUUUUGAUUUUUUUAUGUUUUCAUUCUCGUGUUCAAAUGAAGGUCCUACACAGGUAACUUCCAAAGAUGUUUUCAUUUGAAGAGGAGCGAGAUUGUCUCCAACAUUAAAUUUUUCUCAUUUUCCCAAAUGGGAAGUUAACAACAACAAGUCUUUGCCAAAUACGCCAAAAACCUUGAACUCACUCGAGUGCGAUCAAAUAAUUACUAGCUCUUCCAAUAUCAGUUUGAUAAAGAGUUCAACACAAAGUUUGAAUGAAGCACAACCGAGUCAGCUCGUUCAAGUACAUGAUCUGCUAAAAUGGGUUUCUCUGUCCUUCUUUGCUUUCUGCCAGCUUACUGUAUUUCUUCUUGCAGCGAGUUGUCCAAGUGAUCAAGAGUUCAGAUACUGUGAUGCAACUUGCCCGCAGACAUGUGGGGAUCUUAAAAACAAACAAGCUUGCCAGAAGUAAGUCUCACAGCUUUGUAGCUUACAGGUGUUUUAGGUUCGCCCCUAAAUAGCAAAGUACAGGCAAGGACUUACCUUUCAAGACCAACCUUGAAAUUCAAGCGGGUAUAGGGUUGAACACAAAACCAGUUACGAAGGAAAAACGAUAAUUUGUUAAUAUUUCAUGUUCCUUUUGGGCUAUUACAUUAUACUGCAUUGUUUAUACCAUUAAAAAAAACAAAAAAAACAAAAAAAAUCUGAGUGGGGUUGACGGUCUACCGUUCAUUGACCAAAUAUGUAAGAUUUUUCAAACAAUAAACCAAUAAACCCUAGUCAGAGGCCAAUUAAGUCGCUUAUAGUAUCUCAGUUAUCUAAAAACCAGCAACGUCAAUCAAUCCGGCCGAUUCAAGCUGACAGAUCUGCUAAAUAAUCUUAAAAAUUUGUUAGUUAAAUGGAUCCAAGGUAUGUCAUAUCCUCACAAUUGACAUGUCAGCUGCACAAAGCCUAUCUGAGCCCUAGUCAUCUAAUGUACAUUUUACGAGUUUGGAACAGCACUGAUUACCUUCUGGAAACAAAUCUGAUGAAGUAAAAGGGUUUUAGCGUACUUGUGAGUGUAAGCCUUUGGUCAGUGUGCAUUUACCUUUCAUUUAACGGUCAUGCUUACUUAGCAGCUCAGAAACAACUUAUUUUCCCAUAAAGUUGAGGUAGCAAUAAAUUCGGCAAAGAUGUUAUACUCAGGCGUUUCUUCUGAGUCACAAUGACUGUUUACGGAAAUACAAAGUUAUACAUACUCUCUCACCGCCAAUACCAUAAAAAGGCUAAUCAGGGCGGUGGAUAGGUAAUCUUCAUUUACGGAGAGAAAAGCGAUGAACAAAAAGAAGAGGUUACCUAUUCAAGUUUUUGUUGUAGCUUCUGGUUUUCACUACGAAAGUUUUAGUCUUAUCCUACUUCAUAAUUUCAGGGAAGGGCUUACUCUGUAAAGCUAGCCAAACCAUAACAAGGCUAUUAAAAGAAAGUGUACAGUACUUCCGCACAGCUCCUCAAAAAACAUGACCUUUUCGUUUAUUUUUAGCAAGUAAAAACUGAUCGUUUUAUUUCCUUUCUUCCUUUUCAGUCGUGGAUGCAUAGAAGGUUGCUUUUGUAAAAAGAACGGCACGGUUCUGAGGGGAAACGAGUGUAUUGAAGAAGAUGAAUGUGCAGAACAUCCGGGUUGGUAUAUUUUACUUUUAAGCAUAGAACGACAUCAAAGAAGAAAGAUUGUAAAAAAUAGGGGACAAAAAUCGCUAGGAAUGAAUAUCAUUAACACAUACAAUGCAUCGUCACAGGAAAUGGCUGUGCAUCUAAGUCUCCCGUCUGUGUUUUAAAGCAUAUAACUUUUUCGAUGAAGCUCGAAACCAAAUGGUAAAUCGUUAUUUUUUCUCGUUAUCAAAAAGCUUGGUCUUGAGUGUCGAGUUUUCUUUGCCCUGCCUUUGACUUAUUUGACAGUUGUUUUAAACGUUGGUCAAUUUUUUCUUCUCAUAAUUUGCGUUACUCUGGUUGUUGGUUAUUCCUUGAAAAUCAUGCGCAUAAUUUUGGAGCGCUGUUGGCUAAAUUCAGUCGAUCUGUGCAUGCCCGAUGUUUGACCGCUAUGUUAUUCGAUUGUUAGAUCAAGCCCUUCAGUAGUCACCGUAAACCAAACCCAUGCCUUGAUUCUAAAACGCAGACUUAUGAAUUUUAAUCAUACAGUAUUCCCAAAGCACUGAAUUUGAAAAUGAUGCUUUUUACGACAUCAAUUGACUCAUGGAAACAGCAAUCGAGCUCAAGGUCUAUUGCAAGUUUUUUUAAAUCUAACACGAACUCUUUUACAUUGUAUGAAACCUUCUAGUUGAGUGUGAAGCAGAGGAUCAGGUGUACAAUUCAUUUGGACGUACUUGUUUGGGUUUGGAAUAUGGCGUUCCGGUGGAUAACAAACCUGGAUGCCACUGCAAGGAUGGUCUUUACUGGAAUGAAUACAAAAAGAAGUGCGUCCAGAAGGACCAAUGUGGAUGCAUCCACGAAAAUGAAUAUUACGAAAAAGGGGAACCUUCACCAUUGGAAUGUUCAACGUAAGUACUAGUACGUCAAAGGUAGGAUGUAGGUGGUGGGGAAAAAGGAGUAAGGGAGAGUCUAGCUUGUUAUUUUCAAGAGGUCUUACUGCGCUUCACCAUGUUCUGAAUCAUUCUAGUGACGAAUAUAGCAAACUGUUUAAAUGGAAUAAAAUAUAAGUAGCGUAACUAUUGUGAAAUUUGAGUUAAAAGCCUAAGAAAGAACACAUUCCAAGGUGAUUCUGUUAAUCAUAACGACUAAUCUUGUCUUUUCCUAAAGCAAAUGUUCUGGCGCACGAACAUGGAUUCCUCAGCCUGGUGUUGAUCCACUACCUGAAUACGAAUGCGCUGCGUUCGGUCAGGAGCAUUACCGAACAUUUGACGGCAGAUGGAUCAGAUUUAGUAGCCUCGAACUCUGCGAAUACCAACUCAUGCUGAUAAAGGGCACCAAAAAUACGGUCAGCGUUGCAAACGAGCCAUGCGUGGACUCACUAGAGCUGCAAAUGUGUAAGAAAGUAGUGAUUGAAACAGGAGAAGGAUCAAUCGAACUCUUUCAGAGGACUAUAAAAAUCGAAACCGAAGACUCGUCUACACAAUAUGUACCUGGGACCUACCCUGAACCAUGCACGAGAAGUGUGUUAGACAAUGCAGAGAUUUUCAGCAUGGGAUUAUUUAUCAUCGUGCGGGUUUUCAACCCGAACGAUCCUUUCAAACCCUUGUUUGAGGUUUGUCAAAAUUGUUGUAACUUUAUUUUCCUGAUUAAUCACAUUUUGCAGAGUUCUCCUUUUAAGCUUUAUGUGGAGCAGUACACAGAGGUUUUAAUAAUAGCCAGUUUCUGCAGGUCAUAAGGACUAUCAUUGCAGUUGGUUUAGAUUUAUUUGUUUUUAUUUCCAGAUGUUUUGGCCGUUUCAUCGUAACAGCCGCCUUCUUCUAUCCUCGGCAGUCAAUCAUGAUUGAAAUUCAGAAUUCCUGUUUGGUAAAAACUUGAGAACUGGGAUUGAAAAUUGAAGGUUGAGGCUGACAAACCCUAACCGGUCAUCAGCUAGUUAUUCGAAAAGAUUUGAUAAGCUAUGGAAUGAGAAAAUUAUGUAGAAUUUGAGCAUCGUUUUGUUCAAUUGCAUGAAGGUCUAAUAUUACCGUUACAUCACAACUUUGAAUUUGUUUAUUCUCCGUCUCUUACUACAGGUGAAAUUCGACAAAGGUAACCGAGUCUACAUUACCCCCAAUUCCAAGUUUAAAAAUCAAGAUAAACUUGUUGGAAUUUGCGGUAACUUUAACGGAAAGGAUGGGGAUGACGUUAUGUUACGGAAUUACGAACCCGCGAAAACCCCUAAAGAAUUUGGUGAUAGUUGGAGGAGUAGCGCUGACCCUGUAUGCGAAAAUAGUGUAAGCACCAAUUAUUGGCAAGUGUGUGUAAAUAACACUGACCGAUUGAGUUGGGCAGUAAAAGGUGAGCUGAAUGGGUAUUUUAUAAAGGAAACUUAACUAGUGUUCACCAGUGUCUUAGUAUCCCUAAAUUGCUCUAGCUCUCAUGUCUGGUGUCCCAUGGAUCAGGGAGUUGUUUAUUACUAUGAUACAGCCACGAUUUUCGAAAGAACAAUGACGGCAAUGGCAACAUAGGUUAAUCGAAAAGUUAGGAAACAUUGGAAAAUAUGAAGUAACUCAGAAAGUUUUAUAUUUAUAAAUUUCCAAGUUUCCUUAGAGAUGUUUACAGAGAUGCUCAAAAACAAGUAUAUAAUAUCGUAAAAGCAAAACCGAAGUAAUCACUACGGGCAAUAAAUAAGGGAAAAUACCCUAAAGAGCCAAACAAAACUCGCCUUAUUUUCACUACUGCUCAAGUAGUGUUCAUUACUGCGAGGAUCGCUUUCAUAUUCACGUCUUUAUCCACAGUUCAAAUAUAUGACUUUCAUAUAUUCACUCUCGUUUAGUAAUAACAAAGCGAACUGCCCAAAGUGCAGGAAAACGCGUGCAUGUGAUUGGUUGAGAAAGUAGUGCAAAGUUUCUGGACGAAUUUUAGAGUGGAGUAAAGCAAUGCAGUAUUACUUUCGACACUCAAUUGAAAACUGGUCUUUUUUCUUUGACUAUUACUACCCUUUAUAUCAAAGUUUUUAUUACAUGUAGUAAUCAAAACUAUAACAAAAUUCUCGAACGUUAUUGGUUAUCACCAGCCCGAUUUGAGCACUCGUAGGACGGUGUACGCGCCAUGCUUAUAAUUGGACAGUGUUAUAGGACAGUGAACGCGUCCUGCUUGUAAUUGGACAGUGUAACAGUGCAGUUAAAGGGACAAUUGACACGUCAUACUUGUGUAAGUGGAAGGACCGCGUAAUGUGCGCGCGCUGUUGUCUCGCAUUUUCCCAGUUAGCUGUUGUUGUUGUUUUUUCCUGAAAACGUAUACUCCGUUUCUAGUUUCUUUCUCAAAUUUUGUCACAGUUAUGAUUCAUUGGUAACAAGACUUCUUGUCGUCCAAUUCUAACUGUAACCAUACUCGUGAUUAACAAAUCGGACUCCCGCUUAGCGGUCGUCCGAUUUUGUUAAUCACUGGUAUGAUUACAGACCGAAUUGGACUCCUCGGUCCAAUUUCCAUUAUAAAUACAAAAUUAAUCAUUGGCCUGUCUCACUUUUCUAUGUAGGAUGUGGAAUGCUCAUGUCGGACAAGAACUUUUCCGCCUGUCACGCGGUUGUUCCACCACAGGCAUAUUAUGACGCCUGUAUUCACGAAACAUGUUUGUGCAACAAAGGAGGCGACUGUGCAUGCUACUGUGCGGCUAUUGCCACCUAUGUGAGAGCUUGUAAUCAGCAUGGAAUCUCAAUCACGUGGCGUCGAGAAGGAUUUUGUGGUAAGUGCUGGAUAGAAUGACAUUUAAAGAUAAUUCUGCUAUAUGAUGUUUCUAUCCAAUCAACUCGCCUCGUUAGAAAACAAAGAAAGAUUAUUAAACUCCUGAAAUAUAUUUUUUCUCUCCGCUAUAUUUGAAAAUCUGAAUGAAAUUAUGACACUGGUCGUGUCUUAAGGUUCCAAGAGAAAAUUGAGAUUUAUCUUUUUUUAUUGUGUUCCUACAAAAUCCAACCGUGCACGUAGUCAUUUCAAACACCCCCUAGCUAUCACCAAGCUCACAGAAGAGCUACACUCGAAUCGUUUUCAUCAGACUUGAAGAGCGGGCACAAUGAAAACAGAAAGACGCAUUACCAAAGCAGCGACAAUUUUUGGACGCAGUGCUUUGUUUUCUGACAUUUGAAUUGAGUGGCGGGGUCCGCGUGUUUACUUUUCUAAAGCCAGAUAUAGAUAUCAAAUGGUCUACUCCCUCUUUUCAAAGUUAGCCUGGGGACAUUUUAGCUUGGAUGCGUCAACGUUGUCAUUUAUAAGUCUAUGCCAUUCUGGAAUAGACAGGCUGUCAUGUCUUGAUGUCGGUCCGCAAAGGGUAUGCAGCAUUGCAACUCUUAGCUCCACUAUUAGUUUAAAUCAUUGCUUUUGCGAGCUAUUGACAGUGUCCUUCGUUCAUUAGAGCACCAUGGAAUGACCAAAAUCAAUGAAAUUCCAACCUUCUAAGAUAAUGAUGAAUGAAAAAUGAAAUGAAGCAUUCUACCUGAAGUGUAAGGAAACAUUAUGGGAUAGGAUUUCAGCAGUGAACACUGAUUUCACGAGGUGUCUCUUUUUGUCUACUGUUUCCAGGUCGAAUUGGAAUUUACAAUGUUCAAAACGUUGGUGAAUAGGUCGCAAUUGGUUCAGCCUCGCCUCUAAUCAACGUAACAAUUAGGGUAAAUGUACUAAACCAAUAAUGUGGCAAAAAUAGGCAAAAUCGGUGCAAUCUUGGAUUACUUUCAACAAUUAAUUAAAAAUUUCUCUAACAAUCAGCAUAAAUUUGGUCCAUAUUUUAACAGAGCUUCCUUGUUGCCGACCCUGCGCAAACAGUGGUGGAUAUGAAGCAAACAUUACCAUUCCUUCUGCUUGCGAAAUAAAUGACGAAUGUCCUGUAGCGAACGAAAGAUGUUGUCGUGGAACAAGAGUUGAGGGUUGUUCAUGUCCUAAUGGGACAUACUUCAAUGGAAAGAAAUGCGUUGAGCAGAAGGGUGAUUGCGACCGGCCUUGUACGUCCACCAGUAGUUCAUCUAUGUCAAGUACAAGGUUGGUAUAGAACCAUGUAAGGUACAUUACUAUAUGGGAGGGUAGCCCGGAGGUAAAUGAUUCUUAUUGGCUCAGUUUUAUGCCAUAUGGACUGUUUCCAUGCAAACGGUCAUGGGCCUUUUAUUUUUUGUUCGCGAAAGCCAGAAAAUAAACAAGUUUACUUCGACUGUCAUAUAGUAAACUACUUAUUAAAAUUGCUACAGCCGUAUGUAGAAAUAUUGCCCUAGGUAGUUUUUGUGCGGUCCUCACUGCGCUCGGUCCGUAUUGCCAUGACCUUGGGCAAUCCUCACGCUCGGUAAGAAAGGGGUUAUUAUACAAUAUGAGAUGUUGAAACCUAUUUGCAUCGAGCAGAUCACUACAUUUUCAAAGAAUAGAUAAGUUUGGUAAUGGAGAAAAACGCCAAAAUGUUUAAUAAAAGCUGCAAGGAGCUGGCUUGGUUAGGGAUUGAUAAGAUUAACUUAAGGCUGUAAUCUUCAACUUCACAAUCAUCGUGCAAGACGGCAAAGAUUUUAAAUUAAAAAUAACUGUUUUGACUGUUACAUUGUUACUUACAAAUUUUCUAGAGGUUGCACCACUUCGUUUUCCGAUCAAUUUUAGUUUGUGACUCCACCUUCUUCACGAAUGUUCACUUUAUAAAUAACCUUGGGUUUGUAUAUUUAGCAGCUGAAAACUGAUUUAGGAAACUGCGACAAAUAUACCAAAUGAGCACUUGAUACAUAUAUAAAAAACCAUCGAAAUACAUAUGGACAAUAAAAUCUAAAUAUCAAAUAUAAACAUAUCAUAUAAAUAUUAAAUAUUAUAUGAUUUUUAGAAUUAGAAAAAGGUUUAAAAAUUAAGAUGAGUUAAUUCAGAAGCGGAGCAGCAGAAGUAAAUACCCUCUAUGCCCUCGGCCCAUUAUACAGUUCUAUGUUACCUUCUUUGAGAACUCCAAUCAGAUGGUUUUUCUCUAUCUUUUUUUAAAGCGUAUCUACGUCGAGUUCAAUUUCCACUUCGUCAUCAAUAUCAUUAAGGUAAUAAAGUUUGCUGCUUUUCAAAAUGUAUUUCUUUCGACUGAUACAUGUGAAAAUAAUUUUAGUUAGAGGUGAGACUUAAUUUUUAAGGUUAUACGAAUAUUCUAAUAUUCUAAUUUCUUUUUUAUAAUCAACCAACCUGUCUUCACCAACCAUGAAAUUCUUCCAAUAAGUUGUGUUUUCUUUUUCUUUUAAAUAGUUCAAUCUCCACUUCGUCUUCAAUAUCAUCAAGGUAAUAAAAUGUGUACACCUAAGGAAACUGGCGAAUGCCUAUUUCAAAUGUCUAUCUUUGAAAUUUUUACACGGUUGCGUUCUGCAGGGGCGACCAAUCCACCAUCAGUAAAUUUCAGAUUAAGAGAUAUUUUAAAAUAAUUUUCUCAUUCAAAGCUCGCCCUGAAAAUCUUUCAUUUCAGUGUGUCCACUUCAAGUUCGAUUUCGACAUCUUCAUCAGCAUCCUCAUCCUCGUCUGUAUCAACUUCUUCAAGGUAAUACCUUUUUUUUACAAUUUUAUUUAUUUAUAUUUAUUUAAGCUUCAGCUACACAAAUUUCACGUACGUUAAAAAAAACAUAAACUUGUAAGAAAUGGAGAAUUACAGGAAAUAAGGGAAAAGUUCAUGGUCACCAAAAAAGCGAAAGCUGUCGAUUUCGCCAUUACCAUUACCAUUACCACAGUAAAAUUACAAAGAAUUCUAGAAUAGAAUAUAAUUACUUAAAUUUAGCUAGAAAGAGUAUAAAAAUAGUGAAAUAUAACAUAAACUUAUCUAAAAAUUUUGAUACUCAUAUCUGGCAACAGAGGAUAAUCUGCAUAUACUAUAUUUAAAUAGAUUGAAAGGCAUGCAUUUAGUCUGAAACGGAAUCACUCCUCAAAUUUUUUAUUCCAGUUUGAUUCCAGUAUCAGAAUUAUAUACCUCGACAUCUCUAAUUUAACCACUCCUGUUUGUUUCAAGGCUUCGUGAAGCUUUCCAAUGAUAAUGUUAUAUCUAUGAAAAAAAAAAAAAAAAAAAAAAAAAGGAGACAAGAUUGACUCAUGAUCAUAUUUUAAAGUUGGUAAAUGACAGAAAACAACAAAAAAAAACAACAACAACAAAAAAAACUGCAAUUUUAUAAGCAACUCACAUCUGAGAAGUCUUGUUUGGUUCUUGCUGCGUCGACUUCACCGUCGGUAACGACUUCAUCAAGUGUUUCAACACCAACUGCAACAGGGUAGAAGAAGCUCUAAUCCAAAAUUAUACUAUGUCCCAGACUGGAAAACGCGCGCUUUACUUUGCUUGGGUUAGAGCGUAAUAUCGAACAUUUUAAACAGCGUUAAUAAUGUAAAUUGGCCAUUGUAAAGAGUUUCAAAGCUGACGUUCCGAACGUUAGCCCUUCGCUAUUCGCUCUGACGAAGGGCAAAAGUUCGAAACGUUAGAUUUGCAACUAUUUACGUUGGCCAAUUUAGGUUAUAAGCUCAGUUUAUAAUACCAAAUUACCCUGUUAUAUUUUCACACAGCAGCAGUAAAGUUUCUUCAGAAACUUACCCUCUUAUUUUAAAACAGCCUUUGAAGGAAUCCGAUGCUCACAAUGAGUUUGUUUCCUUUUAGUGCAUCGACUUCAAGUUCUGUUUCCACGUCCUCUUCAGUGUCAACGUCUUCAAGGUACGUGUAACGGUAAAUGAUUAUACUCGAUCCAAAUUAAGUUACACCAGUUGUCGUCGAGUUCAUCGACAUCGUCGUCAGUAUCGACUGUGAGACAUUUCCUUAUCAUUACAAAACAACGAUAGCAAAAAUAAAAGCUAAGGUUCCCAAAGAUAUAUCCACUCUUAAAUAUCUCAAUAGCCUUUGGUAAACACCUAAAUAAAUAGAAUAGAAAAGGUCAAAAUUCGUGUUACGGUGUAUUAUCCUAGUUCAAUUGCUGGAAGCUCUUUCAUAGACAAGGUUGUUUUCAAGUGCCUUAUGGAUAUAGGGCACAAAGGAAUCAGAACUAUGUUUACUUACAUGCUAAAGAAGAGAAGGAAAUACGUGAAUAUGCUAGAGGCAGUAUACGUCUCUGUUAUGUUUGUUAGCUACCUCCCAAAUAAUCUUAAUAAGUUUAUUAUUUUCAUUUUGUUUAUUAUACGUUCCAGCAGCCCACAAAGCUCUACAUACUCCACAUCAUCACUUUCCACCAGUGCGUCUUCUACAACUGUCUCCACCUCACUGUCAUCAGGAAGUACAAGGUAGAAACAAUUUAAAACUCCUUCUCUUUAAGUGAGCAGUGAUCGUAUAUUUUUGUUAUUGAUAAAAAUUACGAAAUUGACACCAUUAUUUGUGUAAACCCCAAGGCCUAUUUCUUCCAUAGAACAUAACAGUUUAACACAUCUGUAAAACUGGAAUUUGACACUGAUGUACAUUGCUGAUAUUGAUGAUUCUAAGGAGAGAAUAAAUCACUAUUUUUUUCUUUAGCAUUUCUUCGUCAAGCCUAUCGUCAUCAAGGUAUGAUGAUUUUUUUUCCCUAUGGGUAUCUUAUUCCCAACUGCGCAUAACUACACCAUUGUAUUAGUAGUUUAGUCACUAUGGUUUUCAAAUACCAAUUCUGAUUAGCAAAGAUUUUGAAUUUUAAAAUGUGCAUUAUUAUGAGUGAUGGAAAAACUGACGAGGUGACAAUCGAUAUUUCAGUGUCUCCUCAUCAUCACCGUCGUCAUCAAGUACUUCAAUAUCGUCAUCAGUGUCGACAUCUUCGAGUGUGUCAACGUCGUCAUCAGUGUCGACAUCUUCGAGCUUAUCAACCUCGUCAUCAGUGUCGACAUCUUCGAGUUUAUCAACCUCGUCAUCAGUGUCGACAUCUUCGAGCUUAUCAACCUCGUCGUCAGUGUCGACAUCUUCGAGUGUAUCAACCUCGUCGUCAGUGUCGACAUCUUCGAGUUUAUCAACCUUGUCAUCAGUGUCGACAUCUUCGAGUUUAUCAACCUCGUCAUCAGUGUCGACAUCUUCGAGUGUAUCAACCUCGUCGUCAGUGUCGACAUCUUCGAGUGUAUCAACCUCGUCGUCAGUGUCGAAAUCUUCGAGUGUAUCAACCUCAUCGUCAGUGUCGACAUCUUCGAGUGUAUCAACCUCCUCGUCAGUGUCGACAUCUUCGAGUGUAUCAACCUCGUCGUCAGUGUCGACAUCUUCGAGUGUAUCAACCUUGUCAAGGUAAUAUGGGCAUACUUUGACAUCAAUGCUUCAAUGCAAUAUAGCUAUUAAACACUUCUGUGCCUGUAUGUUUUCCGACUGAUUUUGUUGCUUUCGCAGUUCGAUUUGAUUUUGUUGUUCACAUCUAAAGGGCUUAAAGAACUUUUGCAUAGUAGUGUUUUAUCAGAUAUGAAAGUUCGGAUAGUUUUUGGAACUAAUAAGAGAAUAAAAAAAUGCACAAAAUUUACGUGAGCAAUGAUUUUUCCUUUUAUAGUGUAUCCACCUCAAGUCCUCUCUCUACCCAGAAAUCUCAGACAGAAUCAAAGGUGUCAACGAGGUUUCCCUCAACGUACACUUUUUCGAAACCCUCCGAAACAGUUUUUUCAUUGUAUUCCAGGUGAGUUCACAAAGCACCUUCUAUUCUCACUCAACUCCAAUCACAACACGAAAAUCAUACAUUGGAGUCUUUAGUUUAUUGUGAUUAACGAUUGUAAAUAAUAAGCUUUCAUUUUUUUGAUUGACUAAUUUUUUGAAUGAUAGUUACGUUCGUAGAAAAAAAAGGGUUUUUCUCUUCAAGGCUGUCAACUUUUUGACAAAUAUUUAGUAACGAAGAUGCAUAACUAUUGAAAUAAUUCCACAAAUAGUAAAAAAAAUUUGAGUGAUUGCAUGUGGGACAUUCUUUUCAAUGUUUACGUGUUACUAACUCAUGUUUGUAUACACGGCUUCUAGCCGUUUUAGUUUUAUUUGGAACAAGAAACAAUUAAAAGUAAAUGUCGUGCGCCAGUUUGCAGGUGCCGGAUCCACAUACUUUAUCUAAAUCUGUGCGUUUAACCUGGAUCUCAAGGUUUUUAACAUUCGACUUGAAUAUCGCAGAAACUUGAAAAACUAUUGCAACAAUAUAGCGGACUGUUCGAAAAACAUCCUGGACUAGAUGAACCUUUACAAAAAUGGCAAUGGUCAUAAAUCUAACUCUAUUUAACUAUUUGACUUUAUUCCAUCGUAUUGAUGGAAAUAGCUUUUCUUUAAACAUUUUUACUCAAGGUAACCUGGAUGAUAAUGGAAUUCCUAAGAAAUAUACAGUUACAUGAACAUCAACUACGCAUAGCCAGAUUUUUAAGGCCAGGAAGCCUUACAGUUGCAGAAAUAACUUUUCCUUUUAUCCCUUUACCAAACACUGACCGUCUGUAAUGAAAUACAAAAAAGAAAGCAUCGAUUGGAAAUCAAAUUUUACAGCAAUUGGCAAAACAUGUAAAGAAAAAAAUACGACAAUUUGAUUUUAAGUUACAGCAUAGACUAAAUGUCACCGAGAAGACUUAUGCACAUAUGGUCAAAGCGAGGGAAAAAGGUUUUAUAUCACAAUUUGUCAGUCAUUAUUCUCCACAUUUUCUAGGUAUUUCACUACAGUCAAGAAUUUUUUUCGGAAACUGUUAAUCGGUUUAUUGUAAAAUAUGCAUGCAUUUUAUCUUUAUCGCACUUCGAAAAAUUAUUUGGAACAACUACAAAAACCAAUUACUAUGAGUGUUUAUUAUAGGCAAAAUAUUAUUUAUACCCCCAAAAAAGAAUUCCAAAGUAAGCAGUGUUGACGCGUUUAUUUUAUUAAUUGACGGAAAAUGAAACAUUAAGAGUCGUCUUAAGAAAAAAAGGAAAUAUUAGUGGAAAAGCUUCUGACCUUAUGCAUGAUCAAUUUCCACGACAAUGUGAAUUUAUAUUUUUGUACUAUAUUAUGUUAUAUUGUUUCUUUCACAAUUAUAACGUUUUUAUUUUAUCUUAAUUAUUUUUGCAAGUAAUAUUAACGAUAUUACAUUUGUUCUGUUAGAUGGAAUAAACCGUAAAAAAAAAAUAAAAUAAAUAGAUAUCUCAUCCAUCAAAACGAUUUUUUAUUUGGUCGCCAGUUUUUCGGGAAUCUCAACAAGCACUUCAACAUCGUCAUCGGUGUCGACAUCAUCUAGUGCUUCAACUUCGUCGUCACUUUCUUCCUCGAGCUUUUCAACAUCAUCAUCAGUGUCAACAUCAUCUAGUGCUUCAACUUCGUCGUCACUUUCUUCCUCAAGCUUUUCAACAUCUUCAUCAGUAUCCACAUCAUCAAGUGCUUCAACUUCGUCGUCACUUUCUUCCUCAAGCGCUUCAUCAUCGUCGUCAGUGUCGACAUCAUCUAGUGCUUCAACUUCGUCGUCACUUUCUUCCUCGAGCUUUUCAACAUCGUCAUCAGUGUCAACAUCAUCUAGUGCUUCAACUUCGUCGUCACUUUCCUCCUCAAGCUUUUCAACAUCUUCAUCAGUAUCCACAUCAUCAAGUGCUUCAACUUCGUCGUCACUUUCUUCCUCAAGCGCUUCUACCUCGUCGUCAGUGUCGACAUCAUCUAGUGCUUCAACUUCGUCGUCACUUUCCUCCUCAAGCUUUUCAACAUCUUCGUCAGUGUCGACAUCAUCGAGUGCUUCAACUUCGUCGUCACUUUCUUCCUCAAGCUUUUCAACGUCGUCGUCAGUGUCGACAUCAUCAAGUGUUUCAACCUCGUCGUCAGUGUCAACGUCAUCGAGUGUUUCAACUUCAUCUUCGAUAUCUACGUCAUCGAGUGUGUCAACAUCGUCAUCGGCAUCAACUUCAUCCAGUGCUUCGACAUCUUCAUCAGUGUCGACGUCGUCGAGUGUGUCCACGCCAACCACAACAAGGUACGAUCUGAAUAUAUCAUUUACUGUCUUCGAGUUAUGCUUUUCUUUACUUAAACGUUGACAAUUCAGUAUGGUCGUAAGAGAUUAGACUAAAUUGGUCUGCAUACGGGACUAAAAAAGUAGAUUUCAUGCCUCAUUCGUUUCACAAGAGGUGCAAAUACGGAGGUACAUACAGCCAACCUGCUUCAUGAUAGAAAUGGCUAUCAUCUACAACCUGGUAAUGAUUGAAUAUUACCCCUAGACAUUUAUAAUGAGUUUCCAAUAUCUUUGUAUAAUUAUAUUUGUAGUGAGACUUAUACAACGUCCUCGAGUGUGUCAACCUCCUCAAGGUAAGUAGUAUGUUGAGAGUAAAAUGCAUUUUCAGUGUUUUGAUCAUAAAGUCGCUAGAUAAACAAUAGUUCUACUUGAACAAAAUAACCUGUUGAUUGAUAAUUUACUGAUCCUAGAUCAAAUCCAUACUUCAUAUGCCUUUAUCGCAAUCGAAUCUUUUAAUUUUCUUUAAGUGUGUCAACAUCAAGUUCAGCAUCAACGUCAUCGAGUGUGUCGACCUCGUCAAGGUAAGAAAUGACGAUUGUUUUACAUCGCCUUUUUUCAUAUAUACAUAGAGUGGUUAGUGGCUUUAUCUAUAUUUGGUUAGGUACAUUGCUUUGAACACUUUCUAUCAUUUUAUGUGACGCUUAUACACUGCUAAGAUAUAGCAAUUUACAUCCUUGUUUUCAGCGUGUCAACGUCUAGUUCUUUGUCAUCAUCGGCGUCAACGUCCUCGAGUAUUUCAACACCAACCACGACCAGGUAUAGAUUAAACUUUUUUGGACGGGGAGACUUUUUGUUUAAAAACCUCCAGAGAUGUCAACAUUUCUUUUACAGGAAUAUAUAUAUCCUAGGCAAUGCAUUCAUCCCUCUGUAAAUCAUGUUUCAUCGUACUUUAGUAUUUCUACAUCAAAUUCUUCGUCCAGAUAGUCGUUGAUAUCUAGUUGAAAACUAAAAAUUCAUUUCAGUCGUUCAAGAAAAAAAUUUUUCAAUAGAGACUAUCAUCGAGUCGUUGAUGUGAUUAUGUAUUAGAUGUCAGGAAGGUGGCUGUUUUAUGCAACAGUAGUUCAUCUCUCCAUAGUGUCUCUACAUCAAGUUCUGUGUCGACGUCAUCGAGCAUUUCCACAUCAUCGUCUGUGUCAACAUCAUCAAGUGCUUCAACCUCGUCGUCAUUGUCGACAUCAUCAAGUGCUUCAACCUCGUCGUCAUUGUCGACAUCCUCAAGUGCUUCCACAUCCUCAUCGGCAUCGACACCAUCAAGUACUUCAUCGUCAUCGUCAGUGUCGACAUCACCAAGUGUUUCAACAUCUUCAUCAAUAUCGACGUCAUCAAGUAUCUCAACAUCAUCAUCGGUAUCAACUUCAUCCAGUGCUUCGACAUCUUCAUCAGUGUCGACGUCGUCGAGUGUGUACACGCCAACCACAACAAGGUACGAUCUAAAUAUAUCAACUGUUGUCUUUGAGUUAUGCUUUUCUUUACUUAAACGUUGACAAUGCUACUACUAGCCAAUGCAUUCAUCCCUCUGCAAAUCAUGUUUCAUCGUACUUUGGUAUUUCUACAUCAAAUUCUUGGUCCCAGUUGUCGAUGAGAUCUAGUUGAAACUAAAAAUUCAUUUCAGUCGUUCAAGAAAAAAAUUUUUCAAUAGAGACUAUCAUCGAGUCGUUGAUGUGAUUAUAUAUUAGAUGUCAUGAAGGUUGGUGUUUUAUGUAACAGUAGUUGAUCUCUCCAUAGUGUCUCUACAUCAAGUUCUGUGUCGACGUCAUCGAGCAUUUCCACAUCAUCGUCUGUGUCAACAUCAUCAAGUGCUUCAACCUCGUCGUCAUUGUCGACAUCAUCAAGUGCUUCAACCUCGUCGUCAUUGUCGACAUCCUCAAGUGCUUCAACAUCCUCAUCGGCAUCGACACCAUCUAGUACCUCAUCAUCAUCGUCAGUGUCGACAUCAUCAAGUGUUUCAACAUCUUCAUCAAUAUCGACGUCAUCAAGUAUCUCAACAUCAUCAUCGGCAUCAACUUCAUCCAGUGCUUCGACAUCUUCAUCAGUGUCGACGUCGUCGAGUGUGUCAACGCCAACCACAACAAGGUACGAUCUGAAUAUAUCAACUAUUGUCUUUGAGUUAUGCUUUUCUUUACUUAAACGUUGACAAUUCAGUAUGGUCGUAAGAGAUUAGACUAAAUUGGUCUGCAUACGGGACUAAAAAAGUAGAUUUCAUGCCUCAUUCGUUUCACAAGAGGUGCAAAUACGGAGGUAUAUAUAGCCAACCUGCUUCAUAAUAGAAAUGGCUAUCAUCUACAACCUGGUAAUGAUUGAAUAUUACUCAUAAACAUUUAUAAUGAGUUUCUAAUAUCUUUGUAUAAUUAUAUUUGUAGUGAGACUUAUACAACGUCCUCGAGUGUGUCAACCUCCUCAAGGUAAGUAGUAUGUUAAGAGUAAAAUGCAUUUUCAGUGUUUGAUCAUAAAGUCACCAGAUAAACAAUAGUUUUACUUGAACAAAAUAACCUGUUGAUUGAUAAUUUACUGAUCAUAGAUCAAAUCCAUACUUCAUAUGCCUUUAGCGCAAUUGAAUCUUUUAAUUUUCUUUAAGUGUGUCAACAUCAAGUUCAGCAUCAACGUCAUCGAGUGUGUCGACCUCGUCAAGGUAAGAAAUGACGAUUGUUUUACAUCGCCUUUCUUCAUAUAUACAUAGAGUGGUUAGUGGCUUUAUCUAUAUUUGGUUAAGUACAUUGCUUUGAACACUUUCUAUUAUUUUAUGUAACGCUUAUAAACUGCUAUGUUAUAGCCAUUUACAUCCUUGUUUUCAGCGUGUCAACGUCUAGUUCUUUGUCAUCAUCGGCGUCAACGUCCUCGAGUAUUUCAACACCAACCACGACCAGGUAUAGAUUAAAUUUUCUUAGACGGGGAGACUUUUUGUUUAAAAACCUCCAGAGAUGUCAACAUUUCUUUUACAGGAAUAUACAUAUCCUAGCCAAUGCAUUUAUCCCUCUGUAAAUCAUGUUUCAUCGUACUUUAGUAUUUCUACAUCAAAUUCUUGGUCCAGAUUGUCAUUGAUAUCUAGUUGAAAACUAAAAAUUCAUUUCAGUCGUUCAAGAAAAAAAUUUUUCAAUAGAGACUAUCAUCGAGUCGUUGAUUUGAUUAUAUAUUAGAUGUCAGGAAGGUUGCUGUUUUAUGUAACAGUAGUUGAUCUCUCCGUAGUGUCUCUACAUCAAGUUCUGUGUCGACGUCAUCGAGCAUUUCCACAUCAUCGUCUGUGUCAACAUCAUCAAGUGCUUCAACCUCGUCGUCAUUGUCGACAUCAUCAAGUGCUUCAACCUCGUCGUCAUUGUCGACAUCCUCAAGUGCUUCCACAUCCUCAUCGGCAUCGACACCAUCAAGUACCUCAUCAUCAUCGUCAGUGUCGACAUCAUCAAGUGUUUCAACAUCUUCAUCAAUAUCGACGUCAUCAAGCAUCUCAACAUCAUCAUCGGCAUCAACUUCAUCCAGUGCUUCGACAUCUUCAUCAGUGUCGACGUCGUCGAGUGUGUCCACGCCAACCACAACAAGGUACGAUCUGAAUAUAUCAACUAUUGUCUUUGAGUUAUACUUUUCUUUACUUAAGCGUUGACAAUUCAGUAUGGUUGUAAGAAAGCAGACUAAACUGAUCUACAUACGGGACUAAAAAAGUAGAUUUCAUGCCUCAUUCGUUUCACAAGAGGUGCAAAUACAGAGGUUAUAUUAGCCAACCUGCUUCAUGAUAGAAAUGGCUAUCAUCUACAACCUAGUAAUGAUUGAAUAUUACCCCUAAACAUUGAUAAUGAGUUUCCAAUAUCUUUAUAUAAUUAUAUUUGUAGUGAGACUUAUACAACGUCCUCGAGUGUGUCAACCUCCUCAAGGUUAGUAGUAUAUUGAGAGUAAAAUGCAUUUUCAGUGUUUUUAUCAUAAAGUUGCUAGAUAAACAAUAGUCAUACUUGAACAAAAUAACCUGUUGAUUGAUAAUUUACUGGUCAUAGAUCAAACACAUACUUCAUAUGCCUUUACCGCAAUCGAAUCUUUUAAUUUUCUUUAAGUGUGUCAACAUCAAGUUCAGCAUCAACGUCAUCGAGUGUGUCGACCUCGUCAAGGUAAGAAAUGACGAUUGUUUUACAUCGCCUUUUUUCAUAUAUACAUAGAGUGGUUAGUGGCUUUAUCUAUAUUUGGUUAAGUACAUUGCUUUGAACACUUUCUAUUAUUUUAUGUAACGCUUAUAAACUGCUAUGUUAUAGCCAUUUACAUCCUUGUUUUCAGCGUGUCAACGUCUAGUUCUUUGUCAUCAUCGGCGUCAACGUCCUCGAGUAUUUCAACACCAACCACGACCAGGUAUAGAUUAAACUUUUUUGGACGGGGAGACUUUUUGUUUAAAAACCUCCAGAGAUAUCAACAUUUCUCUUACAGGAAUAUCUAUAUCCUAGGCAAUGCAUUCAUCCCUCUGUAAAUCAUGUUUCAUCGUACUUUAGUAUUUCUACAUCAAAUUCUUCGUCCAGAUAGUCGUUGAUAUCUAGUUGAAAACUAAAAAUUCAUUUCAGUCGUUCAAGAAAAAAAUUUUUCAAUAGAGACUAUCAUCGAGUCGUUGAUGUGAUUAUAUAUUAGAUGUCAGGAGGGUUGCUGUUUUAUGUAACAGUAGUUGAUCUCUCCGUAGUGUCUCUACAUCAAGUUCUGUGUCGACGUCAUCGAGCAUUUCCACAUCAUCGUCUGUGUCAACAUCAUCAAGUGCUUCAACCUCGUCGUCAUUGUCGACAUCAUCAAGUGCUUCAGCCUCGUCGUCAUCGUCGACAUCAUCAAGUGCUUCAACCUCGUCGUCAUUGUCGACAUCCUCAAGUGCUUCCACAUCCUCAUCAGCAUCGACACCAUCAAGUACCUCAUCAUCAUCGUCAGUGUCGACAUCAUCAAGUGUUUCAACAUCUUCAUCAAUAUCGACGUCAUCGAGCAUUUCCACAUCAUCGUCUGUGUCAACAUCAUCAAGUGCUUCAACCUCGUCAUCAGUGUCGACAUCUUCGAGUUUAUCAACCUCGUCGUCAGCGUCGACAUCUUCGAGUGUAUCAACCUCGUCGUCAUUGUCGACAUCUUCGAGUGUAUCAACCUCAUCGUCAGUGUCGACAUCUUCGAGUGUAUCAACCUCCUCGUCAGUGUCGACAUCUUCGAGUUUAUCAACCUCCUCGUCAGUGUCGACAUCUUCGAGUGUAUCAACCUUGUCAAGGUAAUAUGGGCAUACUUUGACAUCAAUGCUUCAAUGCAAUAUAGCUAUUAAACACUUCUAUGCUUGUAUGUUUUCCGGCUAAUUUUGUUGCUUUCGCAGUUCGAUUUGAUUUUGUUGUUCACAUCUAAAGGGCUUAAAGAACUUUUGCAUAGAAGUGUUUUAUCAGAUAUGAAAGUUCGGAUAGUUUUUGGAACUAAUAAGAGAAUAAAAAAAUGCACAAAAUUUACGUGAGUAAUGAUUUUUCCUUUUAUAGUGUAUCCACCUCAAGUCCUCUCUCUACCCAGAAAUCUCAGACAGAAUCAAAGGUGUCAACGAGGUUUCCCUCAACGUACACUUUUUCGAAACCCUCCGAAACAGUUUUUUCAUUGUAUUCCAGGUGAGUUCACAAAGCACCUUCUAUUCUCACUCAACUCCAAUCACAACACGAAAAUCAUACAUUAGAGUCUUUAGUUUAUUAUGAUUAACGAUUGUAAAUAACAAGCUUUCAUUUAUUUGAUUGACUAAUUUUUUAUAUGAUAGUUACGUUCGUAGAAAAAAAGAAGGGUUUUUCUCUUCCAGGCUGUCAACUUUUUGACAAAUAUUUAGUAACGAAGAUGCAUAACUAUAGGAGGGUUGCUGUUUUAUGUAACAGUAGUUGAUCUCUCCAUAGUGUCUCUACAUCAAGUUCUGUGUCGACGUCAUCGAGCAUUUCCACAUCAUCGUCUGUGUCAACAUCAUCAAGUGCUUCAACCUCGUCGUCAUUAUCGACAUCAUCAAGUGCUUCAACCUCGUCGUCAUUGUCGACAUCCUCAAGUGCUUCCACAUCCUCAUCGGCAUCGACACCAUCAAGUACCUCAUCAUCAUCGUCAGUGUCGACAUCAUCAAGUGUUUCAACAUCUUCAUCAAAAUCGACGUCAUCAAGUAUCUCAACAUCAUCAUCGGCAUCAACUUCAUCCAGUGCUUCGACAUCUUCAUCAGUGUCGACGUCGUCGAGUGUGUCCACGCCAACCACAACAAGGUACGAUCUGAAUAUAUCAACUAUUGUCUUUUAGUUAUGCUUUUCUUUACUUAAACGUUGACAAUUCAGUAUGGUCGUAAGCGAUUAGACUAAAUUGGUCUGCAUACGGGACUAAAAAAGUAGAUUUUAUGCCUCAUUCAUUUCACAAGAGGUGCAACUACGGAGGUAUAUACAGCCAACCUGCUUCAUGAUAGAAAUGGCUAUCAUCUACAACCUGGUAAUGAUUGAAUAUUACCCAUAAACAUUGAUAAUGAGUUUCCAAUAUCUUUGUAUAAUUAUAUUUGUAGUGAGACUUAUACAACGUCCUCGAGUGUGUCAACCUCCUCAAGGUAAGUAGUAUGUUAAGAGUAAAAUGCAUUUUCAGUGUUUGAUCAUAAAGUCACCAGAUAAACAAUAGUCAUACUUGAACAAAAUAACCUGUUGAUUGAUAAUUUACUGAUCAUAGAUCAAAUCCAUACUUCAUAUACCUUUAGCGCAAUCGAAUCUUUUAAUUUUCUUUAAGUGUGUCAACAUCAAGUUCAGCAUCAACGUCAUCGAGUGUCUCGACCUCGUCAAGGUAAGAAAUGACGAUUGUUUUACAUCGCCUUUUUUCAUAUAUACAUAGAGUGGUUAGUGGCUUUAUCUAUAUUUGGUUAAGUACAUUGCUUUGAACACUUUCUAUUAUUUUACGUAACGCUUAUACACUGCUAUGUUAUAGCCAUUCACAUCCUUGUUUUCAGCGUGUCAACGUCUAGUUCUUUGUCAUCAUCGGCGUCAACGUCCUCGAGUAUUUCAACACCAACCACGACCGGGUAUAGAUUAAAUUUUCUUAGACGGGGGGACUCUUUUUUUAAAAACCUCCAGAGAUGUCAACAUUUCUUUUACAGGAAUAUAUAUAUCCUAGGCAAUGCAUUCAUCCCUCUGUAAAUCAUGUUUCAUCGUACUUUAGUAUUUCUACAUCAAAUUCUUCGUCCAGAUAGUCGUUGAUAUCUAGUUGAAAACUAAAAGUUCAUUUCAGUCGUUCAAGAAAAAAAUUUUACAAAAGAGACUAUCAUCGAGUCGUUGAUGUGAUUAUAUAUUAGAUGUCAGGAGGGUUGCUGUUUUAUGUAACAGUAGUUGAUCUCUCCAUAGUGUCUCUACAUCAAGUUCUGUGUCGACGUCAUCGAGCAUUUCCACAUCAUCGUCUGUGUCAACAUCAUCAAGUGCUUCAACCUCGUCGUCAUUGUCGACGUCAUCAAGUGCUUCAACCUCGUCCUCAUUGUCGACAUCCUCAAGUGCUUCCACAUCCUCAUCGGCAUCGACACCAUCAAGUACCUCAUUCUCAUCGUCCGUGUCGACAUCAUCAAGUGUUUCAACAUCUUCAUCAAAAUCGACGUCAUCAAGUAUCUCAACAUCAUCAUCGGCAUCAACUUCAUCCAGUGCUUCGACAUCUUCAUCAGUGUCGACGUCGUCGAGUGUGUCCACGCCAACCACAACAAGGUACGAUCUGAAUAUAUCAACUAUUGUCUUUUAGUUAUGCUUUUCUUUACUUAAACGUUGACAAUUCAGUAUGGUCGUAAGAAAGCAGACUAAAUGGAUCUACAUACGGGACUAAAAAAGUAGAUUUUAUGCCUCAUUCGUUUCACAAGAGGUGCAAAUACGGAGGAAAACAGCCAACCUGCUUCAUGAUGGAAAUGGCUAUCAUCUACAACCUAGUAAUGAUUGAAUAUUACCCAUAAACAUAUAUAAUGAGUUUCCAAUAUCUUUGUAUAAUUAUAUUUGUAGUGAGACUUAUACAACGUCCUCGAGUGUGUCAACCUCCUCAAGGUAAGUAGUAUGUUAAGAGUAAAAUGCAUUUUCAGUGUUUGAUCAUAAAGUCACCAGAUAAACAAUAGUUUUACUUGAACAAAAUAACCUGUUGAUUGAUAAUUUACUGAUCAUAGAUCAAAUCCAUACUUCAUAUACCUUUAGCGCAAUCGAAUCUUUUAAUUUUCUUUAAGUGUGUCAACAUCAAGUUCAGCAUCAACGUCAUCGAGUGUGUCGACCUCGUCAAGGUAAGAAGUGACGAUUGUUUUACAUCGCCUUUUUUCAUAUAUACAUAGAGUGGUUAGUGGCUUUAUCUGUAUUUGGUUAAGUACAUUGCUUUGAGCACUUUCUAUUAUUUUAUGUAACGCUUAUAAACUGCUAUGUUAUAGCCAUUUACAUCCUUGUUUUCAGCGUGUCAACGUCUAGUUCUUUGUCAUCAUCGGCGUCAACGUCCUCGAGUAUUUCAACACCAACCACGACCAGGUAUAGAUUAAAUUUUCUUAGACGGGGAGACUCUUUUUUUAAAAACCUCCAGAGAUGUCAACAUUUCUUUUACAGGAAUAUAUAUAUCCUAGGCAAUGCAUUCAUCCCUCUGUAAAUCAUGUUUCAUCGUACUUUAGUAUUUCUACAUCAAAUUCUUAGUCCAGAUAGUCGUUGAUAUCUAGUUGAAAACUAAAAGUUCAUUUCAGUCGUUCAAGAAAAAAAUUUUACAAAAGAGACUAUAAUCGAGUCGUUGAUGUGAUUAUAUAUUAGAUGUCAGGAGGGUUGCUGUUUUAUGUAACAGUAGUUGAUCUCUCCAUAGUGUCUCUACAUCAAGUUCUGUGUCGACGUCAUCGAGCAUUUCCACAUCAUCGUCUGUGUCAACAUCAUCAAGUGCUUCAACCUCGUCGUCAUUGUCGACAUCAUCAAGUGCUUCAACCUCGUCCUCAUUGUCGACAUCCUCAAGUGCCUCCACAUCCUCAUCGGCAUCGACACCAUCAAGUACCUCAUCCUCAUCGUCCGUGUCGACAUCAUCAAGUGUUUCAACAUCUUCAUCAAUAUCGACGUCAUCAAGUAUCUCAACAUCAUCAUCGGCAUCAACUUCAUCCAGUGCUUCGACAUCUUCAUCAGUGUCGACGUCGUCGAGUGUGUCCACGCCAACCACAACAAGGUACGAUUUGAAUAUAUCAACUAUUGUCUUUGAGUUAUACUUUUCUUUACUUAAGCGUUGACAAUUCAGUAUGGUUGAAAGAAAGCAGACUAAACUGAUCUACAUACGGGACUAAAAAAGUAGAUUUUAUGCCUCAUUCGUUUCACAAGAGGUGCAAAUACGGAGGUUAUAUUAGCCAACCUGCUUCAUGAUAGAAAUGGCUAUCAUCUACAACCUAGUAAUGAUUGAAUAUUACCCAUAAACAUUUAUAAUGAGUUUCCAAUAUCUUUGUAUAAUUAUAUUUGUAGUGAGACUUAUACAACGUCCUCGAGUGUGUCAACCUCCUCAAGGUAAGUAGUAUGUUAAGAGUAAAAUGCAUUUUCAGUGUUUGAUCAUAAAGUCUCUAGAUAAACAAUAGUCAUACUUGAACAAAAUAACCUGUUGAUUGAUAAUUUACUGAUCAUAGAUCAAACACAUACUUCAUAUACCUUUAGCGCAAUCGAAUCUUUUAAUUUUCUUUAAGUGUGUCAACAUCAAGUUCAGCAUCAACGUCAUCGAGUGUGUCGACCUCGUCAAGGUAAGAAGUGACGAUUGUUUUACAUCGCCUUUUUUCAUAUAUACAUAGAGUGGUUAGUGGCUUUAUCUAUAUUUGGUUAAGUACAUUGCUUUGAACACUUUCUAUUAUUUUAUGUAACGCUUAUAAACUGCUAUGUUAUAGCCAUUUACAUCCUUGUUUUCAGCGUGUCAACGUCUAGUUCUUUGUCAUCAUCGGCGUCAACGUCCUCGAGUAUUUCAACACCAACCACGACCAGGUAUAGAUUAAAUUUUCUUAGACGGGGAGACUCUUUUUUUAAAAACCUCCAGAGAUGUCAACAUUUCUUUUACAGGAAUAUAUAUAUCCUAGGCAAUGCAUUCAUCCCUCUGUAAAUCAUGUUUCAUCGUACUUUAGUAUUUCUACAUCAAAUUCUUAGUCCAGAUAGUCGUUGAUAUCUAGUUGAAAACUAAAAAUUCAUUUAUGUCGUUCAAGAAAGAAGUUUUACAAAAAAGACUAUCAUCGAGUCGUUGAUGUGAUUAUAUAUUAGAUGUCAGGAGGGUUGCUGUUUUAUGUAACAGUAGUUGAUCUUUCCAUAGUGUCUCUACAUCAAGUUCUGUGUCGACGUCAUCGAGCAUUUCCACAUCAUCAUCUGUGUCAACAUCAUCAAGUGCUUCAACCUCGUCGUCAUUGUCGACAUCAUCAAGUGCUUCAACCUCGUCCUCAUUGUCGACAUCCUCAAGUGCCUCCACAUCCUCAUCGGCAUCGACACCAUCAAGUACCUCAUCCUCAUCGUCCGUGUCGACAUCAUCAAGUGUUUCAACAUCUUCAUCAAUAUCGACGUCAUCAAGUAUCUCAACAUCAUCAUCGGCAUCAACUUCAUCCAGUGCUUCGACAUCUUCAUCAGUGUCGACGUCGUCGAGUGUGUCCACGCCAACCACAACAAGGUACGAUUUGAAUAUAUCAACUAUUGUCUUUGAGUUAUACUUUUCUUUACUUAAGCGUUGACAAUUCAGUAUGGUUGUAAGAAAGCAGACUAAAUGGAUCUACAUACGGGACUAAAAAAGUAGAUUUCAUGCCUCAUUCGUUUCACAAGAGGUGCAAAUACGGAGGUUAUAUUAGCCAACCUGCUUCAUGAUAGAAAUGGCUAUCAUCUACAACCUAGUAAUGAUUGAAUAUUACCCAUAAACAUUUAUAAUGAGUUUCCAAUAUCUUUAUAUAAUUAUAUUUGUAGUGAGACUUAUACAACGUCCUCGAGUGUGUCAACCUCCUCAAGGUUAGUAGUAUAUUGAGAGUAAAAUGCAUUUUCAGUGUUUUUAUCAUAAAGUUGCUAGAUAAACGAUAGUCAUACUUGAACAAAAUAACCUGUUCAUUGAUAAUUUACUGGUCAUAGAUCAAACACAUACUUCAUAUGCCUUUACCGCAAUCGAAUCUUUUAAUUUUCUUUAAGUGUGUCAACAUCAAGUUCAGCAUCAACGUCAUCGAGUGUGUCGACCUCGUCAAGGUAAGAAAUGACGAUUGUUUUACAUCGCCUUUUUUCAUAUAUACAUAGAGUGGUUAGUGGCUUUAUCUAUAUUUGGUUAGGUACAUUGCUUUGAACACUUUCUAUUAUUUUAUGUAACGCUUAUAAACUGCUAUGUUAUAGCCAUUUACAUCCUUGUUUUCAGCGUGUCAACGUCUAGUUCUUUGUCAUCAUCGGCGUCAACGUCCUCGAGUAUUUCAACACCAACCACGACCAGGUAUAGAUUAAACUUUUUCGGACGGGGAGACUUUUUGUUUAAAAACCUCCAGAGAUGUCAACAUUUCUUUUACAAGAAUAUCUAUAUCCUAGGCAAUGCAUUCAUCCCUCUGUAAAUCAUGUUUCAUCGUACUUUAGUAUUUCUACAUCAAAUUCUUAGUCCAGAUAGUCGUUGAUAUCUAGUUGAAAACUAAAAGUUCAUUUAAGUCGUUCAAGAAAAAAACUUUUCAAUAGAGACUAUCAUCGAGUCGUUGAUGUGAUUAUAUAUUAGAUGUCAGGAGGGUUGCUGUUUUAUGUAACAGUAGUUGAUCUCUCCGUAGUGUCUCUACAUCAAGUUCUGUGUCGACGUCAUCGAGCAUUUCCACAUCAUCGUCUGUGUCAACAUCAUCAAGUGCUUCAACCUCGUCGUCAUUGUCGACAUCAUCAAGUGCUUCAGCCUCGUCGUCAUCGUCGACAUCAUCAAGUGCUUCAACCUCGUCGUCAUUGUCGACAUCCUCAAGUGCUUCCACAUCCUCAUCAGCAUCGACACCAUCAAGUACCUCAUCAUCAUCGUCAGUGUCGACAUCAUCAAGUGUUUCAACAUCUUCAUCAAUAUCGACGUCAUCGGGCAUUUCCACAUCAUCGUCUGUGUCAACAUCAUCAAGUGCUUCAACCUCGUCAUCAGUGUCGACAUCUUCGAGUUUAUCAACCUCGUCGUCAGCGUCGACAUCUUCGAGUGUAUCAACCUCGUCGUCAUUGUCGACAUCUUCGAGUGUAUCAACCUCAUCGUCAGUGUCGACAUCUUCGAGUGUAUCAACCUCCUCGUCAGUGUCGACAUCUUCGAGUGUAUCAACCUCCUCGUCAGUGUCGACAUCUUCGAGUGUAUCAACCUUGUCAAGGUAAUAUGGGCAUACUUUGACAUCAAUGCUUCAAUGCAAUAUAGCUAUUUAAACACUUCUAUGCUUGUAUGUUUUCCGGCUAAUUUUGUUGCUUUCGCAGUUCGAUUUGAUUUUGUUGUUCACAUCUAAAGGGCUUAAAGAACUUUUGCAUAGAAGUGUUUUAUCAGAUAUGAAAGUUCGGAUAGUUUUUGGAACUAAUAAGAGAAUAAAAAAAUGCACAAAAUUUACGUGAGUAAUGAUUUUUCCUUUUAUAGUGUAUCCACCUCAAGUCCUCUCUCUACCCAGAAAUCUCAGACAGAAUCAAAGGUGUCAACGAGGUUUCCCUCAACGUACACUUUUUCGAAACCCUCCGAAACAGUUUUUUCAUUGUAUUCCAGGUGAGUUCACAAAGCACCUUCUAUUCUCACUCAACUCCAAUCACAACACGAAAAUCAUACAUUAGAGUCUUUAGUUUAUUAUGAUUAACGAUUGUAAAUAACAAGCUUUCAUUUAUUUGAUUGACUAAUUUUUUAUAUGAUAGUUACGUUCGUAGAAAAAAAGAAGGGUUUUUCUCUUCCAGGCUGUCAACUUUUUGACAAAUAUUUAGUAACGAAGAUGCAUAACUAUAGGAGGGUUGCUGUUUUAUGUAACAGUAGUUGAUCUCUCCAUAGUGUCUCUACAUCAAGUUCUGUGUCGACGUCAUCGAGCAUUUCCACAUCAUCGUCUGUGUCAACAUCAUCAAGUGCUUCAACCUCGUCGUCAUUAUCGACAUCAUCAAGUGCUUCAACCUCGUCGUCAUUGUCGACAUCCUCAAGUGCUUCCACAUCCUCAUCGGCAUCGACACCAUCAAGUACCUCAUCAUCAUCGUCAGUGUCGACAUCAUCAAGUGUUUCAACAUCUUCAUCAAAAUCGACGUCAUCAAGUAUCUCAACAUCAUCAUCGGCAUCAACUUCAUCCAGUGCUUCGACAUCUUCAUCAGUGUCGACGUCGUCGAGUGUGUCCACGCCAACCACAACAAGGUACGAUCUGAAUAUAUCAACUAUUGUCUUUUAGUUAUGCUUUUCUUUACUUAAACGUUGACAAUUCGGUAUGGUCGUAAGCGAUUAGACUAAAUUGGUCUGCAUACGGGACUAAAAAAGUAGAUUUCAUGCCUCAUUCGUUUCACAAGAGGUGCAAAUACGGAGGUAUAUACAGCCAACCUGCUUCAUGAUAGAAAUGGCUAUCAUCUACAACCUGGUAAUGAUUGAAUAUUACCCAUAAACAUUGAUAAUGAGUUUCCAAUAUCUUUGUAUAAUUAUAUUUGUAGUGAGACUUAUACAACGUCCUCGAGUGUGUCAACCUCCUCAAGGUAAGUAGUAUGUUAAGAGUAAAAUGCAUUUUCAGUGUUUGAUCAUAAAGUCACCAGAUAAACAAUAGUCAUACUUGAACAAAAUAACCUGUUGAUUGAUAAUUUACUGAUCAUAGAUCAAAUCCAUACUUCAUAUACCUUUAGCGCAAUCGAAUCUUUUAAUUUUCUUUAAGUGUGUCAACAUCAAGUUCAGCAUCAACGUCAUCGAGUGUGUCGACCUCGUCAAGGUAAGAAGUGACGAUUGUUUUACAUCGCCUUUUUUCAUAUAUACAUAGAGUGGUUAGUGGCUUUAUCUAUAUUUGGUUAAGUACAUUGCUUUGAACACUUUCUAUUAUUUUAUGUAACGCUUAUACACUGCUAUGUUAUAGCCAUUCACAUCCUUGUUUUCAGCGUGUCAACGUCUAGUUCUUUGUCAUCAUCGGCGUCAACGUCCUCGAGUAUUUCAACACCAACCACGACCAGGUAUAGAUUAAAUUUUCUUAGACGGGGAGACUCUUUUUUUAAAAACCUCCAGAGAUGUCAACAUUUCUUUUACAGGAAUAUAUAUAUCCUAGGCAAUGCAUUCAUCCCUCUGUAAAUCAUGUUUCAUCGUACUUUAGUAUUUCUACAUCAAAUUCUUCGUCCAGAUAGUCGUUGAUAUCUAGUUGAAAACUAAAAGUUCAUUUCAGUCGUUCAAGAAAAAAAUUUUACAAAAGAGACUAUCAUCGAGUCGUUGAUGUGAUUAUAUAUUAGAUGUCAGGAGGGUUGCUGUUUUAUGUAACAGUAGUUGAUCUCUCCAUAGUGUCUCUACAUCAAGUUCUGUGUCGACGUCAUCGAGCUUUUCCACAUCAUCGUCUGUGUCAACAUCAUCAAGUGCUUCAACCUCGUCGUCAUUGUCGACAUCAUCAAGUGCUUCAACCUCGUCCUCAUUGUCGACAUCCUCAAGUGCUUCCACAUCCUCAUCGGCAUCGACACCUUCAAGUACCUCAUCCUCAUCGUCCGUGUCGACAUCAUCAAGUGUUUCAACAUCUUCAUCAAAAUCGACGUCAUCAAGUAUCUCAACAUCAUCAUCGGCAUCAACUUCAUCCAGUGCUUCGACAUCUUCAUCAGUGUCGACGUCGUCGAGUGUGUCCACGCCAACCACAACAAGGUACGAUCUGAAUAUAUCAACUAUUGUCUUUUAGUUAUGCUUUUCUUUACUUAAACGUUGACAAUUCAGUAUGGUCGUAAGAAAGCAGACUAAAUGGAUCUACAUACGGGACUAAAAAAGUAGAUUUUAUGCCUCAUUCGUUUCACAAGAGGUGCAAAUACGGAGGUUAUAUUAGCCAACCUGCUUCAUGAUAGAAAUGGCUAUCAUCUACAACCUAGUAAUGAUUGAAUAUUACCCCUAAACAUUUAUAAUGAGUUUCCAAUAUCUUUGUAUAAUUAUAUUUGUAGUGAGACUUAUACAACGUCCUCGAGUGUGUCAACCUCCUCAAGGUAAGUAGUAUGUUAAGAGUAAAAUGCAUUUUCAGUGUUUGAUCAUAAAGUCUCUAGAUAAACAAUAGUCAUACUUGAACAAAAUAACCUGUUGAUUGAUAAUUUACUGAUCAUAGAUCAAAUCCAUACUUCAUAUACCUUUAGCGCAAUCGAAUCUUUUAAUUUUCUUUAAGUGUGUCAACAUCAAGUUCAGCAUCAACGUCAUCGAGUGUGUCGACCUCGUCAAGGUAAGAAAUGACGAUUGUUUUACAUCGCCUCUUUUCAUAUAUACAUAGAGUGGUUAGUGGCUUUAUCUAUAUUUGGUAAAGUACAUUGCUUUGAACACUUUCUAUUAUUUUAUGUAACGCUUAUACACUGCUAUGUUAUAGCCAUUCACAUCCUUGUUUUCAGCGCGUCAACGUCUAGUUCUUUGUCAUCAUCGGCGUCAACGUCCUCGAGUAUUUCAACACCAACCACGACCAGGUAUAGAUUAAAUUUUCUUAGACGGGGAGACUCUUUUUUUAAAAACCUCCAGAGAUGUCAACAUUUCUUUUACAGGAAUAUAUAUAUCCUAGGCAAUGCAUUCAUCCCUCUGUAAAUCAUGUUUCAUCGUACUUUAGUAUUUCUACAUCAAAUUCUUAGUCCAGAUAGUCGUUGAUAUCUAGUUGAAAACUAAAAAUUCAUUUAAGUCGUUCAAGAAAAAAAUUUUACAAAAGAGACUAUCAUCGAGUCGUUGAUGUGAUUAUAUAUUAGAUGUCAGGAGGGUUGCUGUUUUAUGUAACAGUAGUUGAUCUCUCCAUAGUGUCUCUACAUCAAGUUCUGUGUCGACGUCAUCGAGCAUUUCCACAUCAUCGUCUGUGUCAACAUCAUCAAGUGCUUCAACCUCGUCGUCAUUGUCGACAUCAUCAAGUGCUUCAACCUCGUCCUCAUUGUCGACAUCCUCAAGUGCCUCCACAUCCUCAUCGGCAUCGACACCAUCAAGUACCUCAUCCUCAUCGUCCGUGUCGACAUCAUCAAGUGUUUCAACAUCUUCAUCAAUAUCGACGUCAUCAAGUAUCUCAACAUCAUCAUCGGCAUCAACUUCAUCCAGUGCUUCGACAUCUUCAUCAGUGUCAACGUCGUCGAGUGUGUCCACGCCAACCACAACAAGGUACGAUCUGAAUAUAUCAACUAUUGUCUUUUAGUUAUGCUUUUCUUUACUUAAACGUUGACAAUUCAGUAUGGUCGUAAGAAAGCAGACUAAAUGGAUCUACAUACGGGACUAAAAAAGUAGAUUUUAUGCCUCAUUCGUUUCACAAGAGGUGCAAAUACAGAGGUUAUAUUAGCCAACCUGCUUCAUGAUAGAAAUGGCUAUCAUCUACAACCUAGUAAUGAUUGAAUAUUACCCCUAAACAUUUAUAAUGAGUUUCCAAUAUCUUUGUAUAAUUAUAUUUGUAGUGAGACUUAUACAACGUCCUCGAGUGUGUCAACCUCCUCAAGGUAAGUAGUAUGUUAAGAGUAAAAUGCAUUUUCAGUGUUUGAUCAUAAAGUCUCUAGAUAAACAAUAGUCAUACUUGAACAAAAUAACCUGUUGAUUGAUAAUUUACUGAUCAUAGAUCAAAUCCAUACUUCAUAUACCUUUAGCGCAAUCGAAUCUUUUAAUUUUCUUUAAGUGUGUCAACAUCAAGUUCAGCAUCAACGUCAUCGAGUGUGUCGACCUCGUCAAGGUAAGAAAUGACGAUUGUUUUACAUCGCCUCUUUUCAUAUAUACAUAGAGUGGUUAGUGGCUUUAUCUAUAUUUGGUUAAGUACAUUGCUUUGAACACUUUCUAUUAUUUUAUGUAACGCUUAUAAACUGCUAUGUUAUAGCCAUUUACAUCCUUGUUUUCAGCGUGUCAACGUCUAGUUCUUUGUCAUCAUCGGCGUCAACGUCCUCGAGUAUUUCAACACCAACCACGACCAGGUAUAGAUUAAAUUUUCUUAGACGGGGAGACUCUUUUUUUAAAAACCUCCAGAGAUGUCAACAUUUCUUUUACAGGAAUAUAUAUAUCCUAGGCAAUGCAUUCAUCCCUCUGUAAAUCAUGUUUCAUCGUACUUUAGUAUUUCUACAUCAAAUUCUUCGUCCAGAUAGUCGUUGAUAUCUAGUUGAAAACUAAAAGUUCAUUUAAGUCGUUCAAGAAAAAAAUUUUACAAAAGAGACUAUCAUCGAGUCGUUGAUGUGAUUAUAUAUUAGAUGUCAGGAGGGUUGCUGUUUUAUGUAACAGUAGUUGAUCUCUCCAUAGUGUCUCUACAUCAAGUUCUGUGUCGACGUCAUCGAGCAUUUCCAUAUCAUCGUCUGUGUCAACAUCAUCAAGUGCUUCAACCUCGUCGUCAUUGUCGACAUCAUCAAGUGCUUCAACCUCGUCCUCAUUGUCGACAUCCUCAAGUGCUUCCACAUCCUCAUCGGCAUCGACACCAUCAAGUACCUCAUCCUCAUCGUCCGUGUCGACAUCAUCAAGUGUUUCAACAUCUUCAUCAAAAUCGACGUCAUCAAGUAUCUCAACAUCAUCAUCGGCAUCAACUUCAUCCAGUGCUUCGACAUCUUCAUCAGUGUCGACGUCGUCGAGUGUGUCCACGCCAACCACAACAAGGUACGAUCUGAAUAUAUCAACUAUUGUCUUUUAGUUAUGCUUUUCUUUACUUAAACGUUGACAAUUCAGUAUGGUCGUAAGAAAGCAGACUAAAUGGAUCUACAUACGGGACUAAAAAAGUAGAUUUUAUGCCUCAUUCGUUUCACAAGAGGUGCAAAUACGGAGGAAAACAGCCAACCUGCUUCAUGAUAGAAAUGGCUAUCAUCUACAACCUAGUAAUGAUUGAAUAUUACCCCUAAACAUUUAUAAUGAGUUUCCAAUAUCUUUGUAUAAUUAUAUUUGUAGUGAGACUUAUACAACGUCCUCGAGUGUGUCAACCUCCUCAAGGUAAGUAGUAUGUUAAGAGUAAAAUGCAUUUUCAGUGUUUUGAUCAUAAAUUCACUAGAUAAACAAUAGUUAUACUUGAACAAAAUAACCUGUUGAUUUAUAAUUUACUGGUCAUAGAUCAAGUACAUACUUCAUAUGCCUUUAUCGCAAUCGAAUCUUUUAAUUUUCUUUAAGUGUGUCAACAUCAAGUUCAGCAUCGACAUCAUCAAGUGUGUCGACCUCGUCAAGGUAAGAAAUGACGAUUGUUUUCCAUUGCUUUUUAAAAUAUACAUAGAGUGGUUAGUGGCUUUAUCUAUGUUUGGUUAAGUACAUCCCUUUGAACUCUUUUUUUAUCGUUUUAUGUAAUGUUUAUACACUGCUAAAAUAUAGCCAUUUGUAUCAUUGUUUUCAGCGUGUCAACGUCUAGUUCUUUGUCAUCAUCGGCGUCAACGUCCUCCAGUAUUUCAACACCAACCACGACCAGGUAUAUAUAAAAUUUUUUAGACGGGGAGACUUUUUGUUUAAAAACCUCGAGAGAUGUCAACAUUUCUUUCACUGAAAAACGUAUCCUAGCCAAUGCAUUUAUCUCUCUGUUAAUCAAGUUUUAUUGUACUGUAGUAUUUCUACAUCAAAUUCUUGGCCCAAAUUGUUAUAGAUAUCAAGUUGAAAACUAAAAAUUCAUUACAGUAGUUAAAAAAAAAAAAUUCCAUACAAACUAUUGUUGAGUUGUUGAUGUGAUUAUGUAUCAGAUGUCAGGAGAGAUGCUGUUUUCUGUAACAGUAAUUGAUCUCUCCAUAGUGUCUCUACAUUAAGUUCUGUGUCGACGUCAUCGAGCAUUUCGACAUCAUCGUCUGUGUCAACAUCAUCAAGUGCUUCAACCUCGUCAUCAGUGUCGACGUCAUCGAGUGCCUCAACAUCGUCGUCUGCAUCAACAUCAUCAAGUGCUUCAACAUCGUCGUCAGCAUCAACAUCAUCAAGUGCUUCAUCAUCGUCGUCAGUGUCGACAUCAUCAAGCGCUUCAACUUCCUCUUCGGUAUCGACAUCAUCUAGCGCUUCAACAUCUUCAUCAAUUUCCACGUCAUCAAGUGCUUCAACGUCGUCAUCAAUUUCGACGUCAUCGAGCAUUUCGACAUCAUCAUCGGCAUCAACAUCAAAAUCUUCAAGUGCAUCAACGUCUUCGUCAGUGUCCACAUCAUCUUCUGUUUCGACACCAACUACUACCAGGUAUUUACUGAAUAGUUCCAUAAUUUGAGACAACUUACCAACAGCUUUGACUGAAAAGUACAUGGUCCAUUAUUAUUGAGUUGAUACCAUAUCAACUUCUAAACUAUGGGACUUUGAUAAGGUUUUAGUCGUGUUACUUAGAUACAGGUUAAUGUGAGUUAUUUAUCUCCUCUUUUCCUUUCAAUGAAGUGUGUCUACUUCAAGUUCAUCAAGUGUAUCAACUUCCUCAAGGUAUUAAGAAUUUGUGUACACGUGACUGCGCAUCAGUCACAGCUUUAGAUGGUCCUCUUUUCAAUUACUAGUUCAGUGGUGUUCUCAGCUGCGAGGAGCUCUUUAAUUCGAUUCUUCACAUUGCAAAUAUAUGAAUUUCAUAUAUCUAAAAUCAUUAUUCAUCACUUGGAUGGUUUAUUUGGAUCCAACAUAUUGAUCAGCUCCCAAUUGGCUCGUUCGCUCAAUUGGUAGAGCGCUGCACCGGUAUCGCAGAGGUCAUGGUUUCAAAUCCUGUACGGGCCUGAAUUUUUUUCAGGUCCUAUUUUCUACUACUAGUUCAGUAGUGUUCUUAGCUGUGAGGAGCUCUUAAAGUUGAUAUUUCAAGGGCGUUAUGAACACAAUCCUUUGUUUGCCUUUCCGACGAUUAAAAUCCUAAUUUUUUUCAGUGUGUCGACAUCAAGUUCUGCGUCAUCUUCGUCAAGUGUGUCAACCUCAUCAAGGUAACGAAGAACAUUGUGGUUUUGUAUUAUUUAAUUCAGUGCAAAUUUAAUCAGGGUCCAUCGUUCUUAUUAUCAGUCGUUUCAACACCAACUUGAUCAUUCCAUUCAUAUUCAUUGCAAUGCUUAUCAUAAUUAAAUGGUGUGAAUGUCUUUUUUUUGCCGAUGUCAUCGAGUGUUUAAACACCAUAUACGACCAGGUACGAAUGACAUUUUAUUUUAGGGGUAAUUUUUUUUCGGCCUUGACUUAGUAAUUACGAAAUCGAUAUAUUGACUUUUGUCCUUAGUUUUCUCUGAAAGUUUUUUUUUUUCGGUUUUCAGUUUCUCUACAACAAGUUCUGUAUCCACAUCAUCGUCAAUUUCAACAUCAAAAUGAAUUUAAUGCAACACACAAUCUUUUUAAAUUUUCAUUUUUUAAAGAAUAUAUAUGGUUUAUUUAAAACCGUUUUGAUUUUCAACACAAUGAACAUAGUAAAUAUUUGUUUAUCUCUACUUGUGUUAUCGUUGAGUUAGCUAUUGGUUACAGUUAUUUUUGCUGCUAAUCAGUCACACUUUGGCCUCUCAAACAAGAGUCUCAGUAUAUUUAUUCUAUGUUUUCUUAUUCGAUAGAUUUUAAAUCAACUAAUUAUUAUUUUCUGAAACAUCGCAAAACAUAUUUCAGUGUCUCUACAUCAAGUUCUGCGUCAACGUCAUCAAGUGCCUCAUCUUCGUCAUCCAUAUCGACAUCAUCAAGUGUUUCAACAUCGUCGUCAAUUUCUACAUUAUCAAGUAUUUCAACGUCAUCGUCCGCAUCAACAUCAUCAAGCGCUUCAACAUCAUCGUCAGUGUCAACAUCAUCAUCUGUUUCGACACCAACUACGACGAGGUACUGACUGAAUUUAUCUAGUUUGGAUUACAAAAGAUGCGCCCAUUUUGUCAGGGUUCAAGAGAGUUGAAAGAAAUAUUAUUCCACCAUUGUGCACAAUGUUGGCUUUUGGACUACCUGGUUUUUUAGCACACACAUUUUAAAAUCAAAAACAUUUCCUUUUGCAACAGUGGUUAACAAAGUACUUAAAAAUACCACUGCUCUUCAUUCUUGCUUUCAAUAAACCGGACUAUCACCGAGAGGGCAACCUUCCCUCGUUUAUAACUUUUAAGCAAAACUUAAAUUGUGAUUCAUAUAUUUGCAAUUUUCUAUUUCCUCAUUAGUGCAUCUACUUCAAGUUCUUCAAGCGUGUCAACUUCCUCAAGGUAUAAAAAAAAAUUCUUCAAUUCACAGAUAAGGUUAACAAAUUAGAAUAAACCAGAUCAUAACUGCAAAGACAACAAAUAGAAAAUUUCGCUCCAGUUUUUAAUUCUACUGAAUCUUGCAACUUUCUCUUAGUGUGUCAACAACAAGUUCAGCAUCAACAUCGUCGAGUGUGUCAACCUCGUCAAGGUAAAGUGGAACCUAGCUUUAAAUUUAUUUUCAAACUUAUCCAAAAUGGUCACUUAUUUUAUCGAAAGCUGGUUAAGUACAUUGUUUUGAAAAAAGAGUUUGUUUCUUAUCUUUUAAUUGUUUACACUGUUACCAUAACAUCGUAAGAGUGAACAUUCUCUUUCAUUAAUUCUGUCAUUUUUAGUGUGUCAACAUCUAGUUCUGUGUCAACAUCGUCCUCCGUGUCAACGUCAUCGAGUAUUUCAACACCCACAACGACCAGGUAUAAAUGAUAUUUUAAAGGUCAUAGGAUUCAUUGGAUAUCAGCAUUGUCUUAAUAAAAGAAUCGAUUUUAUCUUGUAGAGACAGUUAUCUCCUAAACAAGUGCAAUCAUAUUUUGGUACCUUUUCUUCCAGAUCCACGUCCACGUUUUCUUCGAUUUCAACCUUAUCCAGUUUGUCGCCUUUGUCGAGUUAAUUCAUUCAUAUAAAUUUGAAAUAUAGAAUUUUCUUGUUAUUCUUUACGAGACUUUUUCCCAAGUUCAGUUGUGGGAUGUGGAAAUGUGAUCCCAAAUUGAAUUUUACUAAUAUAAUUUUCUCACUAAAAUUUAUUGAUAUCGCUCUCUUAAGUGUCUCGACAUCCAGUUCUGUUUCAACGUCGUCAAGUAUUUCAACAUUGUCAUCGGUAUCAACAUCAUCAAGUGCUUCAACAUCGUCGUCAGUGUCUACAUCAUCAAGCGUUUCAACAUCCUCGUCAGUAUCGACAUCAUCAAGUGCUUCAACAUCAUCGUCUGGGUCGACCUCAACAAGCGCCUCAACAUCAUCAUCAGUGUCGACAUCAUCAAGCGCCUCAACCUCAUCAUCAGCAUCGACAUCGUCAAGUGCCUCAACUUCGUCGUCAGUAUCGACAUCAUCAAGUAUUUCAACAUCGUCGUCAAUUUCGACGUCAUCGAGCAUUUCGACAUCGUCAUCGGUAUCAACAUCAUCAAGCGCUUCGACAUCAUCGUCAGUGUCGAUAUCGUCAUCUGUUUCGACGCCAACUACAACGAGGUAUUUACCGCAUAUAUUCAAUUAAGACCUUUUAAUUUGUCAUAAUUUGAACCAAAAUUCUCACAAUUUGAAGUGAAAAUCUUAAUGCUUCAUUAUAAUUAAGCUCAUACCACACCCACUUUUAAACCAGGUUGUAAGCCUUACUAGUAUGACAUAUGAAUGUAUUCAUAUUUCAAAUUUUAUUGUAAUCGACAUAUGUAAAGAGUAUAGAAUUAUAGAUCCCAUUGUAAAUAGAUUUUAGCACUUGAAAUAGAAAUUAUUCAUCACGGUUGCAAGCCCCUCUAGUCUAUAUAAAAAUACGUGCCUUAUCAUAAUCGCUGGUAAAAAUACCAUGGUUUGUUAGGCAAAAUUUAUGAGACCUCUUUCAUGUGACAUUUUACAGCUUAGUGUGAAGAGAUGGCUGAUUUUUUUUGUGUUUCAGUGUGUCUACUUCAAGUUCAUCAAGUGUGUCAACCUCCUCAAGGUAUGAAGAAUUUUUAUAAGAAUUUUUUUGCAUCACACUCUUAUCUAAUUAUAGACAAAAAAGACUGAACUGAAAAACUCUUAACUCCCUUUCUGACGCUUGAAAUCUUUUAAUUCUCUUUUAGUGCGUCGACGUCAAGCUCUGCGUCAACCUCUUCAAGUGUGUCAACCUCAUCAAGGUAACGAAAAGGAUGUAAUGUAGCUAAGACACUUGUUACAUCUCUAGUGCACUCCUUUAUUCACCUUGAAGAUACAAAGAAAACUAAACGAAAUGAAUUAGAGCAAAUUGAAGCGAAGUAAAUCAAAUUAAAGCAGUUGCUACAAACAGAUCAAUUAAAAGUUCUUUCGAUUCAGAAAUCAAGAUUUAUCAAAAGAGAAAAUAAAGACAAAAGACAGCAAAUAAGGUCACUUGUGGUGAGAUCAGGAACAAUGAAAACUAUCAAAACAAUCGAAUGAUUUGAAAGAUUGAUUUGAAUGAAUGAAAUCAACAGUAGGGAAUAUCCACCAAACGUAUGAACAAAUUUAUGCAGGAAAAAGUAAAAUAAUGUCGAUGUCAAUCAUGCGUGCUAAACAAAAGGGCUAAAAGGAGAUUUGACAAAGGGAAAAAAGGGCGAAUUUUUAAUAUGAUGCGCUACACGAAUUUUUUGCGGGAAGAACAUCAUUGUUUUGAAUUAGAUUUUUAUGUAAACUGUAAAUGAUCGUUGUUUUUUAAUAGUUUUUGAAGGGCUCCUUUGAGUAUUGCCUCUUGAUUUCAAUAGUUUGGUAUUUUUAAGUAAAUGUGCAAAUUUGAGACAUUGAAUACCGUUCAGUGGCGUUUUAAGACGUAGUAUUGAUCUGUAAGCAUUUUAUUUUAAUGUUUGCAAGUUUCAUACUCUGCAAUUUCACUUGAAGUUCGUCUUCAACCUGAGAACUCUCCUUUCAGCUUUGCCUUUCCUUCACCACCCACCCCUUUUUAUCCCUUCCCAUUUUCUCUCGUUCUUUUCUCUCGUUUAGUGGUUUUGGCAAGCCGCUGAGGGUGGGAACAGCCAAGGUUUUACCUUCCUAAGGCUUAAGGCAGCUCUGUCUGUUCGGGCAGAUAACAGAUAUAUGAAUUAUCAUAAGUUAGACUUACUUUGCAAAUUUUUAUUGGUCAAGAGCAUACAGUCAAUAUACAGUAUCGUGUAAAGGUGACAUGAUAACCCAAUAUCUGUAGAUAUUCUGUCAUCGUGUCGAGUUCAAAGUUUCCAAGCGCCUCUUCCAUGUACUGCUCCUAUACUUUCAAAACUCGGAAAGGUGUGAUAUUCUUAAAAAAUGCAUCAUAAAACAAUUAUCAAAUCCGGUUUUUGUGUGAUAUCAUGGAUUAUUAAACCUCUAGCAUUUUUAUCUGCUUCCGCGGCCUUCCGGCUUCGGCAGAUAACGCAGGCUUCAUGAUUAUUCAUGAUAUCAUACUCAACCUCAUUCUAUGAUUGUCUUUUUCCCCAGUGCUUGGAUUAUGUUGGUUCAUAUGUGAAUACCACUUCAUGGCAGUAAAAUAUGUUACAUCCGUUAGUUAUUGAUUAACUCUACCCUAAUAGUGUAGAGAUGUGUACUUGUUUCGUAUUCCACAAUAUCAUUUAUGGUUCGCCUCAACCUGAGAGCUCGCCUUUGUUUUUUAAACACCCAUUGCCGCCCGUGGGCUGUAUCAGGGAGACAGCCUCAGUCUUACCUUCCCCUUGCUGCAGCUUUUCUUCUUCUGGCAUAAACUGAUUCAGCUUUUGUUUUCUUAAUACUUCUAACAACAUCUCUUGUGUGAUUUACAUUUCAAUCAGCGCUUCAACAUCUAGUUCUGCGUCAACAUCAUCAUCGUCGACGUCAUCCAGUGUUUCAACACCAACUACAACGAGGUAUGAAGGAUAUUUUUGACACAAUGUUUUUGGAUUUCUUAACGAGUCAAUUUUUUUCACAGCAUAACUUAACACUCGGACGUAUUUAUUUCAUCAAGAUGAUCCUAUCUAGUCUAGAGUUAAUAGUUGAGAAACACAUAUAUUGUAACUUUGUCUGUUGCUCUCGUUAAAUAUCGUUUUAUUUCUGGUGUUCAGUGUCUCUACAUCGACUUCUGCGUCUACGUCAUCGUCAAUUUCAACAUCGUCUAGUGCAUCCACUUCUUCAAGGUGUGUGUUGAUUUUAUUUCAAUUUUACUUUAGAAAAAUGAAGUAUAUUAUACAUAUUACCUUUAUUUUUUUACGAGAGAAAAAAAAAUUUCUGCCAUAAAGUAUCGUGGCUUUCCUUUUGGUUAGUCUUUAGCUGAUAAAAGGUAAUUAAUUUCCCGUUAAUACCCAAAGGCUCCUGUAAUCAUGGUGACGUUUUCAUUCAAAACAUUCCUAAAAAUUAUGAAACAUAUUAUAGUGUCUCGACGUCAAGUUCGGCGUCAACAUCAUCUAGUGCUUCGACAUCGUCGUCAGUUUCAACAUCGUCGAGCGCUUCAACAUCGUCUUCGGCAUCGACGUCGUCUAGUGCUUCAACAUCGUCUUCGGCAUCGACAUCGUCGAGUGCUUCAACAUCAUCAAGUGCUUCAACAUCGUCUUCGGCAUCGACGUCGUCAAGUGCUUCAACAUCGUCGUCAGCAUCGACAUCGUCGAGUGCUUCAACAUCAUCAAGUGCUUCAACAUCGUCGUCAGUGUCAACAUCAUCAAGUGCUUCGACAUCGUCUUCGACAUCGACGUCGUCGAGCGCUUCAACAUCGUCGUCGGCAUCGACAUCGUCGAGUGCUUCAACAUCAUCAAGUGCUUCAACAUCGUCAUCAGCAUCUACAUCGUCAAGUGCUUCAACAUCAUCGAGUGCUUCAACAUCGUCGUCAGUCUCGACAUCAUCUAGUGUCUCAACAUCCUCGUCAAUUUCGACCUCAUCAAGCAUUUCGACAUCAUCUUCGGUAUCAACUUCAUCAAGAACUUCAACAUCGUCAUCGGUGUCGACCUCAUCUUCUGUUUCGACACCAACUACAACAAGGUAUUCAUUACAUAGUUUCAUCCCAGGCGCCUUAAAAUUGUCUUUAGGUUAAGACAACAGCUUCAAUAUAACUCACUUUUAUUGGCGUGCGUAUGUUUCUAUCAUUUAUUACAUGGCUUUGGCUUGUGGCCAAUGUAACGUGCACUCUGAUUGGCUGAGAGCAAGUUGAGAGGAGCAUAAUACAGCACUAAUGCCAAGGGCCGAGUACAGAUAAUACAAAUUAAUAAGAGCAUAAAAUGUCAAACAAGUACCGCAGCGUCUUUUUGUGCAUUUUGAAACUGUGAGCCAUGAGAACUAUGAAGGCAGAUAAACUGCCAGAAGAAGUACAUUCAAUCCUAUACAAGUAGUUAAAAGUUUAGAAAAACUGCAAAGGUGUCGUGUUAAAUUAACCACGAGAUUGCGCUAGAAAGAAUAAGGUAAACAAAGGAGAACACAUUCAAGCUCGCGACUAAGAAAUACAAAUAUCGUUAAUAACUCACAUCGGAAAGCUGUCAGUGACAUGAUGACAAUCCACAAAAAUUUUUCCUUAAUAUAUCAUGUAAAGAAAUGGUUUUUGAUUUAAUGGCUGGUAACCUUGAGGGCACGAGGGAAGGACAAUCAAAGUUUGCCGAUUCGUAACUAAAGCAUGAAUCGCUUAGUGAAAACACCAUCAGCAGAUCUGUCAUGGAUCCUUAGCAGAACAUCCAAAAACUUGUAAUUUAUCAGAUUCCAUGAAUUCACAACAAUUGACUAAAGAUCAAAGCUCGUCACACAUGGUUUGGUGUUUCUCAUCGAUAGAUUCCCUCGCAAGUAAACGAGUUUUAAAUUAGCUGCCAGCAACAUCAGACGUAAGCAGCCGAGAGAAUAUUUGUUGGCAGCAGAAUUUCUGAUUUAGUUUAGAUAUUUAAAAGUCUUGUUAAGAUCAUAUAUGAAUCUCUCAGAAGGUGAAGAUAUAUUAUCGAAAGCAAAAGCAAACACUGACAGGGCUGUGCGUUUUAAGACAUUUUUAUUUCAUUUUAUCAAGAAUCCGUUCGUGUUUGGAGUACUUUGAAGCAAUUUUCUUUCAUUUAUGUUCGCAUUAACGUUACCUUAAUAAUCGCACCAAAUUUCUAUUUAAAUUUGGAACACCUCUAUACUAGAAUACUUUUUCAUGGCUGUGAGAAAAUGAAUGUGUGUUGUGGAAGGAACAUGUAAAGAAGUGGUGUCUUCCACGGGCUUGCGUUGAAAAAUUCGACCUGGGGUUUGAGUUCCGUACUGAAUAGGUAGAUGUGCGCAUCGUCAAAUGUGAAUUGAAGACUGCCUCUCAAAUACGUUUUUUGCCUUUUCUGUUUGUAAGUCAUAUGCUAUACAUUUUGAUAACCUUGACCACUAGCUCAUUACUGGAAAAUCUCAAACCUCUGCCAAGCCGCGUUGACCGAGUGACAGCGAGGUCAAUCUUGCAAAAUGUCAAAUUGAGAUUUUCUUAUAAUGACCGGUCGAGGUUAUUAAGUAGUUGAUAAUUAGUGGUUCCUACCAAGUUUUUAACUAGGUUGCAAGAUAUUUCCCUGCAACUAAAGCUACAUCAUAAUCGUCAGUUAGCCCGCAGAAAAAUAGAUCGUUCAUAACUUUUGAUAAAAUCUAAGUUGUGCUUUGUAUUUAUAGUUUGAAGUGAGAUCCUUAUCGAUAUCUUUAUUUCAGUGUGUCUACUUCAAGUUCAUCCAGUGUGUCAACUUCUUCAAGGUACUGAUUCGCAUAAUUUGGUUUAGUCAGGGUGCAUCAAGCACGUGUGUAUGGUUAUAGCAACAUGUUUUAAAAGCUAAUUGAUAAACUACAUUAGUCUAGACUUGAAACUAUGGAUGACAUCGAAGGUGCGUUCUGAUUGGUAACUCAAACUCUAAAUAUCCUCUGCCAUUUACCUCUGAACACCAGAAUUCGAACACAUUAUAAUUGUAAAACUUUUUGUUUUGCUACAUUAUCUUAUUGUUCAAGUAUAUUUUAGAACAACUAUUCAACGCAGUGUUGGUGGUUAGCGUUGGAUUUUCACUACGAAUUUUCGCCGCUCGGUAAAUAUAACUGCCUCCACUUCGGUGAAAAGUUGUUCAAUAUCUGCCUUUCCAACACUUGAAAUUCUUUCAUUUCUCUUCAAGCGUGUCGACCUCAAGUUCUGCGUCAACUUCGUCAAGUGUGUCAACAUCGUCAAGGUAGCGAAGAAUACGAUUGUUUUGCUUCACAUUUUUAUGAUAAAUUCGCAUGAUCCAUCUUUUAUUUAUUAAUCGUAAGAAUACCGUUUUGACCAUCGGCUUUAUUUCAUUUUAUUGUAUUUAUUGAACUAGGAGAUUGUGUCAAGUUCAUUUGUGUUUUUAUUUUUAUCAAUCAGUGCGUCAACUUCAAGUUCUGUGUCCACGUCAUCAUCGGUAUCGACAUCAUCAAGUGUUUCAACACCAACCACGACGAGGUAAAACGAUAUGUAAGAGGCCUUCUGUCUAGACUUCAAAGCUGUCCAAAGAAAAAAUUUCCACGGUUUAUCUCUUUCGUUUGAACCACGCCUUAAAAUUACUCAUCGAGAUGGAGGUGUUACCGAGAGCAACUCAAGCUUGAUGAGUGCUCUCCAAUCUUUUUGAGUGCUUCAUAUUUCGACGAAUGUGCACCUUAUCUGGGAAGCCAUUGUUUCAUAACAUUUUCUACACAGUUGAUAAUGUAUUCUUUUUUUAUCGAAUCAAUGUCUUUAAGAAACAAAUUAAAAGAUGAUUCUCCAAGGGCAAGUUCUGCUGAAACUAGGACAGUUAAAUAAUUACCAUAAAAAUGCUAUGGUUUUAGUCAGAUUGUCUUCAACAGAAAUCAAUAUUCUUGGGUAUUAGACCUCAAAGUCGAUAUGCAAAUUUUUAUUAAUCAGCGCGUCAACUUCAAGUUCUGUGUCUACGUCAUCAUCAGCAUCAACAUCGUCAAGUGCCUCAACAUCGUCGUCAUUAUCGACAUCAUCAAGUGCUUCAACGUCGUCGUCAGUAUCAACAUCAUCAAGUGCUUCAACAUCAUCGUCAGUGUCAACUUCAUCAAGUGUCUCUACGUCGUCGUCAAUUUCGACUUCAUCAAGUAUUUCGACAUCGUCGUCUGCAUCAACUUCAUCGAGCGCUUCAACAUCAUCAUCAGUGUCGACAUCAUCUUCUGUUUCAACACCAACUACGACAAGGUACACACUGCAUAAAUUUAGUUCAUUCUCGUGUAACAGAAUGGAUUUCAAAAUCUCAUAUCGUAGCAUUUUGAGACAAUAGCGAUACAACUAUAACUUUGACAGGUGUGUUUUUGUUUCUGUAAUAUCUUCUUUCAUAUCAGACAAGUUCUAAGCUAGGUUGCUAGCCAUUUCCCCGUAACCAAAAAAUAUUUAACGCUUCACCACAAUUUCUGAGAAACCCGUUAGACACCCUUAAAAUGGGUUUUUAAGCACUUACGUUUAAACUUUAAUUGUUCCUGUUGUUAUUUUAGUGUGUCUUCUUCAAGUUCAUCAAGUGUGUCAACUUCUUCAAGGUAUUUAGACUUUUUUUUCCAAGUUAAAGUGCACGAGACACAAUUAAAUCAACAUGUUGUGAAGACUUUAUAGAUAAAAUACUACAGUUGCUUUUACGACGCUUGAAAUCUGGUAAUUUUCUUGUAGUGUGUCGACAUCAAGUUCUGCAUCAACCUCAUCUAGUGUGUCAACAUCGUCGAGGUAUUAAAGAUCAUGUUCUUAUGUUGGAUCUCCAUGUUAACUGAAAAUGGUUUAUCGCGUCAUUUAUGAGUCGUAAGAAGAUCAGUUGGAUCAUUGCCAAUAUUUCAAGUUCAAUUUGUUCUGCAAAUGAUCCAUACUUUCAAUUACCUUUCGUAAGCGGAUUGUUGAAAUCGUCGCCUACGUUUUGGUUGUUUUUGGCUUUUUAUAUGUAAACUAUGACAAUAUUUUGGUAUGUUUUAUUAUCCAAUUAGUGCUUCAACUUCAAGCUCAGCAUCCACAUCAUCAUCGGUGUCGACCUCGUCUAUUGUUUCAACUCCGACAACAACGAGGUAUGAAUAUUAUUUUAAAACCUUAUUUCCGGACUGUUACAUUUAUCCAUUUUUUUCCUCGACUUAGUUAGGACUAAAAGUAAUAUAAGUACCCUUGAACUCAGCUCUCUGUAAAAGUUGCCUCGUCGGUUUUCAGUGUCUCUACUUAAAAAAAUCAUGUGUAUUCCGAUUAAUCUAUGCUGCCUUUUUCUCAGGGUAUUCACCUCAAAGUCUGUCUCGACGUCAUUUAAGCCUCAAACAGAAACAAAGGUAUCAACGAGGUUUCCCUCAUCGUACACUCUUUCGACAGCCUCCGGAACCGUUUUUACAUUGCCUUCUAGGUGAGUUGACGACUUACUUCCGUAGUUAGACAUAAAUUUGAUUACUUAGAUUCCAAAAAGUUACCUCCUCAGGACUAAAUAGGAAUAUAACAUGUUGACAGGCCCAAAACUCACUAGAAUCAAUAAAAACGUCUUAGAGCAGCUUUAACUUUGGAAUGAUUUUGUGGGUGAGCGAUAAUGUCAAAUAGUUUUCUCUUUAUUCCCAUUUUGAACACAUGUUUUCAAGGAUUCCCCCCUCGAACAUGCAGCUUUGUAUCUCUGCUGUUCAUUAGCAUUGGUGAGUUUUGUUUCCGUCACUCCGGUGAUAUUGAAAUUAAAGUCGUAUUCAUGCAAAAGGGAAGUCUUAAGACUUUCAAGGUUGUGGUUCAGACCAAGGACAUUGUUGUGGAAAAUUGAUGGGACUCAUUCAGUUGUGCCCUUUAACAACUUGAUUUUCAUUUGCCUUAAACUAAGUGGUAAGAAAUACCGACCGGGUAUUCUUCUAUUGACAGGAUUAUCAUUAGAAUUCAAACUAUAAUCUUAAGCUGUAUUUAAAAGGAAACAGAAAUAAGUCAAACAAACUACUAAGCAUGUCUUGCUCACGUUUAAAUUUCAGAAAUAUCGAGGAGGAAUUAUUAAAUUGGCCAUGCAUUUUAGCUAAAUCUCUUCCACAGCUAAAAUAUGUUAAGUGUUUGUUUAAAUGGAAUUUCUUUGGUUUUAGAACUACAUUUCAUUUAAAUGCUACACGUAAUGAUAUUAAGUUCUACUUACCCGCCAAGAUACACUAAAUCUGCUGGAGAGACAGAAAGUUUUCGCUCUCUCAGCUUGGAUAGGUCUUUAAGUGAUUAAGACUAAUGGGCACCGAUGAAUUUCUCUCAAGGAGAAGGAUUGCAUCUCCUAUCACUAUUUGUAAAUAUAUGCACUGUGCACUGUUUUACAGCCCAAAACAAAUGUCGUAAUUUGGGCGUCAGGUAACUAUAAAUCGUAAAUUUGUUGGAUCACAGGUGAAGAAUGAUGCCUCAAAUCACAGUAUUAAGUUGGCAAGCGUUACCUCUUAAAGUUUAAAACACUCCGAGCCAUCUUUUUUGAAAAUUUGCAAAUGAUAAGGUGUAGUUGUCUUUGGCCGCCAUUGUCGAUAGUGGCAUUCCGAAAUAGAAUCCUGUGAGAAAUGUCAAUGUUUGUGGCCAAGACAUCGACUCCAGGGCCAGAGAGCAACUUUCUUGAGCUGGUUUCUCUUCUUUAAUCUGUGGUACGCCAUCGAUCCUGAAGUUGUAUUGAUAACUACGAUGCAGUAUUUUACCAACAGCUUUGCUUAUCUUGUCUACAUUUGAUGUUAGCAAAAUCUAACCUUUAAGCAACUGUUAAAAGACAAAAUUGGCAUCGAGCAAGAAUUUUCAUUAUAGGUGAUUUUUGACUUAUUUGAACGUGAAAAUAAAUAGAAAAAAUAUAUUAGCACAUAAGCCACUUUGUAAAAUAUUGUAAUAAGCCAGUUGAUCAUUUCUUAUUCCUUUUGGCGGUCUCAUCUUACAGGUGUAAUUUAGCACGCUUGACACCUCUUAUACUAAGAGGUGACUUUAGGUGUAAACAUGUAGUACUUUUCAUCUUCCGCAAUGAAGUUGUGAUUAGAUAACUUAUGGGGCUAGCACGUAGCUCUUUCAGGGGUGGUACCUUGGGUGUGCCCUUUCUUCUCCGGGUUUUGUGUUUAUUCUGCUGUUAUGCAACAGCCUUCAAGGACUAUUUUCUCUUGAGACAUUAUUUCAAGUAUGAUUUUAAUUCUGUUAGUAAGUUUGUUAUGAUUUUCAUUUUGUCAAUCUUGUUUUUGUUUUACCCGAACUUGACCGUAAGACUGAGAGAUUGAAAUUAGAAAGACAUUUCAUAAAGCGUAAACAUCGCAAAGGUGUGAUUCGAUAGUUAAGUGUAAAGGCAUGACAAAGGUUAGAGAUUGACAGCUCCGUAAGUGUCACCUUUAUAAGCGGUGACCCACACUUUCCCAGAGAUCAGAGCUAGUCCCAGUUGUAAUAACUUGAGUAAUAAAAGAGAGAAUAAAAGAAAUAGUCAAAUAAACGACGACUGUCAGGAAAUUAUUUCUGAAAAAACGCUGCAUGGCCUUGGUAUUCAAUCAGGUGUUCCAUCUUUUUCUUAAUGAGUUCAAAUUUUGCUCUUAAGUUUCCGAGUCUUCUUCUCAAGUGUUCAUUUCAUUUUGAAGAGUUUUAACAUUUCUGUGUCCUUGUAUGCCAUAUUUGCAUAACUGAAGCGUUUUGAUAGAAUGACAAUUUUUUUGCUCAGAAAUUCAAUUUAUAAAUACUGAGCGCUCUCUGAAGCGUCUGCUAAGUACAAAAUGCUGUUUAUAGAAAGUUUGAUCCGAAAAAUUCAUCCAUGUUUUUAUUUUAGUGCACCUACUUCAAGUUCAUCAAGUGUGUCAACUACCUCAAGGUAUUUGAAAUUUGUUUUGAGGUUGAGGUGCAUCGAACUCAAAUUUAAUUGUAUUAAAAUGCUGUGAGGAUUUUAAAGAUUAACUACUUUGUUUCCCUUUCCGACAUUUUUAAAUUUUGUUGUAGUGUGUCGACAUCAAGUUCUGCAUCAACAUACAAGAAUAUGAUGGUUUUAUAUCAGAUCUUCAUGUUAAAUAAAAACAGUUGAUCGAGUCAUUUAUCAGUCGUAAGAGGACUAGUUGAAUCGUUGCCUCUAUUUUUAUUUUAUUGUAAUUCGCAAUUGAUGCAUAGUUUCAUUUGCCUGUGGUUAGUGGCUUGUGGCAAUUCUUGUUUUUGUUUCAAUUUUCUCUCUUUUUUUAUUGUAUAUAUAAAAUGUGACAUAUUUUGGUGUGUUUUACUCUCAAUUGGUGCUUCAACUUCAAGUUCUGCGUCAACAUCAUCAUCAUCGGCGUCAACGUCAUCGAGGGUUUCGACUCCAACAACAACCAGGUAUGAAUGAUGAUAUAUUUCAGACUAUGUUUCUGGAGGUGUCCAUUCUUUUGGUUCUCGACUUAAUUUAGACUCUGCGAAAAAGAGAUACCCAGACCCUUGUCCUUGUUCUUUAGUAAAAGUAGACUAGUCGGUUUUUAGUGUUUCUACUUCGAGUUCCGCGUCCACAUUUUUGUCAGUUUCAUCAUGUGUAUCCACUUCUUCAAGGUAAUUUUUGACGAUUUUUAUAUUAUUCGAAGAAUUCUAAUUCGAUGCAACACGUUACCUUUUUCUCAAAUUUCUUUGUAAGAGAAAAAUAUUUAUUUUAGGAUAAAUGUCAUUCUAAACGUGUGUUGACGCAAGUUUCACUUGUUAUUCAUUAUCUACUGCAUUAUUCUAUAUUGAUGGCUCCGAAGAAGCUAGAAAUUGUUUUAACGUCUAUAGUUCCAAGAGAAGCAAUUGAAGCUUUGUCUUUGAAAGUGAAGUUUGUUUUGAGAAUUUAAUUAAACCUUCAACAAAGUGAUUGUUUUCUGAAAAAAUGAUUAAUAUUUCUUUUUAGUGAGUCUACAUCAAGUUCUGCAUCAACAUCAUCAAGUGCUUCAACCUCUUCUUCUGUAUCGACAUCAUCAAGUGUUUCGACUUCGUCCUCAAUAUCAACUUCAUCAAGUGUAUCAACAUCGUCGUCAGUGUCGACAUCAUCAAGUGCUUCAACAUCGUCGAGCGCUUCAACAUCGUCGUCAGCGUCUACUUCAUCGAGCGUUUCAACAUCGUCGUCAAUUUCGACCUCAUCGAGCAUUUCAACAUCAACUUCUUCGUCAGUAUCGACAUCAUCAAGUGCUUCAACUUCGUCGUCAAUAUCAACUUCAUCAAGUGCAUCAUCUUCUGUCUCGACGCCAACUACAACAAGGUAUGCGCUUCAUAGACUCACUUCAAUCUCGUAUGGGACUUAA
Molecule: messenger RNA, 48106 nt
Organism: Pocillopora meandrina
Lineage: Eukaryota; Metazoa; Cnidaria; Anthozoa; Scleractinia; Pocilloporidae
Source: the annotation of a GenBank genome assembly